UGGGGAGGCACAUGGGGAACCCAUCCAAGAUGGUGGCCGCGCUGAUACAUGAGCUCCAAUAGGCAGCGUCAGGCUUUGAUAUGUCUAUGUAUAUUAUGUCUGCUUCUAACCUUCACAGACUCUAUGAAUUGAUGUCCAUCUCCUAAAUAUUUGGUCACAUGAUCAAUUUCUUUUACCAUUUCCAAGCAAUAGGGGGUGGCUCAACUUACCCUUUGGCUCAACUUACCCCACUCUCCCCUACUGGGUUGCAAACUUAGACCUUAUCCUGCACUACAUGUUUAUCUUGCACAUAACUAGAGGGGGGUGGGGGUAUUUUUCCACCAUAAUUGUGAAGCAUAUUAUGUGGUCACUUUGUGCACAAAUGAUCUGCUGUUUGGGUUUUUACUGCAUAACAGGAGUCAUUGACCUCUGCUCACAUUGCAGUUCACUUCAUUGCUGUUGGCCCCUGCAGGAAGACGGCUCAAGCGUGUGACUCGGUCUCAACAGGGCAACUACAGAAUCGCAAAGAAUACAGGCAUUGACUCCGCAGAAGAAGAAGAAGAAAAAAAGCGCUACGUCAUGGAAAGAAUGACGUCAGGUUUGAUUAGACGCCGAGGGAAGCGCCUCGUGAAGCCGAGGUGGACUUGAGACUGUCAGACAGUAGUGGAGGUUUUGGUGCCUACUUUUUACAGGUAGCAUCAUACGAUGAAGGAGAGGGGGGGUUGAAUAAUCCUGUUAUAAUAAAGCGACACUGGAGCAAAGAGGGAGUACGAGGGGAUCAUGACGUAACCGUUUCCAUAGGCGACUGAUAUGCUUGCUAAACCAAUGGGAAUCCACACCAGCGGUCCAUACCCAUCCUCCUUUUGACAUGCAUCACAUGUCCCCGGCGGUGUUGUGACAGAAAGGAGCUAGGUUGGUCGAGAUGAUUCCCCGCAACGUACUUCCGGGUUCGUCAAAGUCUGUAGCAGCAACUCUAGACCCUUUGUAAUUUGGUUGUAUGUUUCCUAAGAUUUGUCUGAUAUAAUUCAUACAUAUUUCACUGCUUUGACCAUUCUAAAAUUAAUAAAACUCCUGUUAGAAGAAAAAUUGAACUCAAGUUAAUAUCCAGAUAAUGACGUGUGCCAUCACCAUAAUAACGUGCUUUUGCGUUAACACAGUUGCCAUUAUUUAUCAGCUGGUAAUUAUAUUGUUAUCGAUGUAGCACUUUACAAUAACCAUAAUUUAUAAAUGGUAAAUAGAUAGUUUAUUAAUGUUUAAUCAUCAUUUAAAAACGGCAUAUAGACCAAUCAUAAAUGGCAAAUAGAUAGUUUAUUAAUGUAAGUUAAUAGUUACUGUACCAUUAACAAGCAAUGAAACUAUGAUUAUUAAUGGACUGUUUAUUAAAGGUUUAUUAAGGGUUUAAAUGUUGGUUAAAACAUCUAGAUUAAAAUGUGUGUCAGUAGCACUUAGUAAAUGGUUAAUAUUUGGUUUUUAAACCAUCUAUAAACAUUACUUAGAUGGUUAUUGUAAAGUUAGAGCUAGGGUUGGGUUUUUAAAAUUGUUAAAAAAAAUUACAAUUUAGUAAUGGUCUAUAUGCUAUUUAUAAACGAUGAUAAAACACUAAUAAACUGUCUGCUUACCAUUUAUAAAUGCUCUAUUUACCAUUUAUAAGUUAUGGUUCAUGUAAAGUGUUACCAAAAUCAGCUGUGGUGAGAAGUCGUCGAUAAAUGGUGGUGCAAGACCAUAGACUGUAUAUGCUAUAUACACUAUAUAUAUAUAGUAUACUAUAAACAAUAUAUACCAUAUUCUAUAUACAGUCUAUGUGCAAGACUUAGUGAAAUAACUGCGCACAUGCGUGAUGUGGCUUUCGGCCAUGUGUUUCCUCAGGCCCCACUUUGCAGGCAACUAUCUUGUCAGCUCUGGAUGAAGACUUUGGUUGUGGUUGUGACAGCGCAGUGGGCGGGAUUUUACCUCAGAUCAGGGGAGAGAGUCUAGUCUUUGGUGAGACUGAGGGGGAGUUAUCGGGAGAAAGGGAUCUGGGGAGCUCUUCUGAGAACGGAGUAAGUAUUUUUGGUUAUAUUUCUGCACUGGCGCUCUUGAACACCCCAGGACUAGAGGUGUUGCCUUGCUUUUUACACAUUGCAUUAAAAAGCCUUAUUGGGGAGUCUCAUUUUUGUGUGCAGUGAUCAACGAGGGCCAGUCACCGGUGGAUAGCUGCCUUGGGUAGUUAGCUUUACAGCAAGCUAGCGUCGCUAAUGUUAUAUGUGGGAUACAUACUGACAUUGGGCGUCUCAAAGCAGGUAGCUAAUCAGCCAGGAUGCUGCCAGAUUUCCUUCGCUUCUCAUGAGCUUACUUACACUUUGUGAACCGCCCUGGGCAAAGUUUGUAGACUUGACAAUCUGUCGGAAGACGCUUUUGUGUAUUUUCCCCCUGUACAAUUAACAUAAGCUAACGCUGGGGAGCUAGUUGGCUAACAUUGAACGCUAGCCCGGAUCGGUGUGUUUUUUUAUGUUGGCUCCACGCGUCGCUGUCUCUCGUGGAUGGCAGUUUGACGUUCACGUAUUUGGGCAAACCGUUUGGAAACUUAGAAAUAGCGAUAGUGUCCUAAAAAGAGGAAGCAUCCCAUCUUACUCAACACAGAGAGCGUUAGACGAGCUGUCAUUCAGUCUAGUGUUUAAUGUAUAUCUCUUUUCAGUGAUUAGGAAGCAAACCUUAUCAGGGCGAUAACGUUAUUGUCAACCGGCUUGAAGGAAGCGUGGAGCCCUCGCUCUACGGAUAAUUUAGGCGCACCAAUAUGACUGAAACAGGUACAGCGGGUAAAUUUAAGUGUUUUCGUCGCAUUUGUAUUAAAAAAUGAGCAGGUAAACGUGUCAACUGAACCUAUAGGCAGUUACGCCCUGAAGCAACCAGCAACGUAUCUCCAUGCUAUCAAAGUUAAAACAGCUAUUCGUGGAAAUAUCAUUCAGCGGUGUUGUGUCAAAGUCUGCUCCCCUUUGGAUUUGUGUCAUUCGUUACCUCACCCUGAACCCCGCUGUUAUCUGUAAGGCAACCUAUCGAUGCCAAAACUAAUAUUUAACUUGCCAAUUUGAGGUGUGAGGUAUAUCAAGCUUUCAUCUUAACACGUAUGUGCGAGCUAUUCCGAGAAAGACGUCCGUUUUAAGCCGAACACGGCACCUGAAAUACGUACAGAAUGGCAACCCCUUUAAUAUAGCAUGUCGCUUUAAAUGACCAUGACAGUUACUUCAUAACGGAGCACGUCGUGUUUCCCAAGCUUCCCAGCUACUGCAAGUUGAUUAAGUGUAAAAAAUGUUACACACUUCACCUUGUUUGACAAUGCAUUGUGGCUUUGUACCCGCCAACAUUGCAUGCAAGUUUCCAGGUAGAUGUAGAGUGCGGUACAGCCACCACUGAGCACCUUUUGGUGUCUAGUUGAAGGGAUCACUCCUUAUCCAAUUAAACAGCACCCGCUUUGCUGCAGCGCCAGCAGUGUCUCCCUGAGAGUGUGUGUGUGUAAUGACUUGAGAUCCUACAGUGGAUUGCGAAUAAGGUUAUGGUGUUAUCCAAAUACAGUUGUAUACAGAAUAUAGCCUGACCUUUUACUUCAUGACUGCUACUCCACGCUACAAGGAGUGCCUUUGCAGUGUAGUUAUCUGUAGACACAUUACAUAAUAUAAUGUAGGCUAAGCAGUUCAAUUCUCUAGCAUUAGUCAGGCUACCUCGCAGUAGAGUUUAUACUGCAGUUGGUGAAAUUAAGCUUAGGCUCAGGUAUGUUUGUAUAUAGUUUUUAAGGUUUAACACUGAAUGAAUGAAAUCUUAAUAUAUAUAUUUAGAUCGGCAUAUAGACAUGCAGAAUUUGUUUAAUGAUUCACUCAAACCACCGGUAACACAAUCUGUGGCUGUGUCUGAGCCCUUUGAACUGAGACUGUUGCUGUCACUCAAGAAUGACAAAAAUAUCUUUUCUUAUUCCCUCCUAUACCGACUAACAGUAGUCCAAGGAUCCAGUUGUUGUAAUAACCUUACAGCAUCGCUUGACUUCUUGCUGGUUUGUCUGUGUUUUCCAAUUUUGCAUUUGGAGACCAACAUCCGUUCAAGACUACACCUCCAGCUUUUCAUCCUUAAUGCAUUUCAUAUGAAGUUAAUUGACCACACAGGGGAGUGGGAGCAAGAGCAGUAUUCUCCUAAUCCAGCAUUAUAGCUUGCUGUUAAAGUAAGUGCUGUUUUCGUCUCAUGGCCCGGGAGUCUUUAGUAGUCACAUAGCGAUAGUCACUGCAAAGUAAUGCAGCAUACUGAGUGCACUUUCUUCCAGGCAGUUAUCGCCUGUCAAGUCUGCCUCUUAACUCAUACCAGAAGAGUCUCCUCUACAGCUGCUUUAUAUGUCCGCUGAUUUCAUUGUCAUGCUCUGUAUCUGUGCCAUUUACAAGCACAGCCUAAAAAAUGAACACCAGCAUUUGUCCCGAGCUCAGUGUGUGUUCCUCUAUUGCAUUUUUGUUACUAUUUGGAAGAGCAAGCCAGUGUGGGUCAGUAAUCUAAGGUGACAUUGAGCCUCAUGAACACUGACAUGGAAAGCUAAAUAUAGUCUGUUUUUACCGUUAACUACAAUGUGUUUAUGGUACUAUUCAGUGACAGAAGAUGAGGUUUUGACUAUCUUUCUUUCAUCCCGGUCUUAAAAGACUAAGGUUAAUCCAAACACUGGUGUUGUGUUACACCAGGUUUAAAUGAUUCAUUACUGUGUAUUCAUGAAAGCAACAUCAAUGAAAGGUAAAGGUAGAAAGUCAGUGCAGCCCAGUAAUAUAAAAUAUGUUGUGUGUUAUGUAAGGAUGUUGAUCACAAAGUAAUAUUGUGUUAAUUGGAAAAAUGAGGGUACUGAAAGCAUAUUGAACUGUUUGUGCUCAAAGGAUUUACUGAAUUUAGGCCACUAAAUGUUGAUGUCAUUAUAGUUACUGAUCUGCAGGACUGUAAGGAAGUUAUUCAAAGCAAAGAUGGGAUUUUGUUUUAUCAUUAAAUAACAAUAAUUACUGUUUUAUGAGGUUAUGGCAGGUUCUUGACCACAGCACUUAUCAGGAUGUCUGAUUUACAGUCUAAUUCUUCUGCAGUCAGAAAGAAAUGUGAGAAAUGGACCAAAACUUUGCAGGUUAAGACACACAAACAGUCAUGAAAUGCUGUACAUAACUGCAUUACUCAGUACAUUGAAAAAUGUUCACAUAGCAGUAUUGUCCUAUCCUGACUAGAAUGCAUGUCAAAUAUUAUAAAACAUGAUUUCUCUUACGACAAAAUCAAAUCUAAAAUGUGUCUGUUUUGUCUUUUAAUCAUCAAAUUGAACAAUCGCUGUAAAAUUAGACCGUCUUUAGCAUGCUGUGGAUUGUCUUGCCUGACACCUACCCCUUUACAGCGACAGAAGCAUAAAAAACUACCACACAGAAACAGUCCUUUUUCUCAGUGAUGGUUUGGAUUGCUAUUGUAGGUCAUAAAAAGGCAUCAGUAUUAAUUUCAGACUGUUUUACCUUAAUUUAAAAAAAAAAAAAAAAACUCCUCAUGGUAGCUUUAACGUUAUUAUAUAAUUGUUACUUGAGGGAGAUUAAGAGGUUUGAAUUUAAAAAUUUGGCAGAACUAAUGGUAAAAACUUUGAUCCUGCCCACAAAAAUAACCCUGGAGCACACACUGUAAAAUAUCACAAAUUAGUCAUGAAGAAACAGGAAGGCCUAACUAUGCUACAUAUUAAUCUCCCAGGCAUUUAUGACUUUGGCAAGAGCCUUUUUUGUUUUUGGCGGUUCUGAAAAGCUGGUGGGUUUCAGGACUUAAAAUGCAAAGAUAUUUUUGUAUGGCAGAAUCAGCUGUUCUCAUAACAGUUCUUAAUUAAACUGUGUAACCAUCACUGGGAACAUGGCACAAACUGCAUUGGGGUAGCAUAGAGAUUUACCUAACUGUAUCUAACGUCCAACUUGUUACCUGUUAUACUCAUCUAAAGAAAUCCAGGAGCAGAUUUUUGUUAGGCCAUCUGGUGAUCAUAUCAUUACAGUGCGGUAAUGGAGUUUGACUGACAGAGAAAGCACAGGUGUUGAGGUUAAAACCUGACACAAAGAAUGGAUAGCUUCUACGAUUUCUCCAUUCUCUAUAGGCUAACUUCCUCAGAUGCAAAAGGGAAACGAGCCCUCGCUAGCAGAGGCCUUGAGUCUGACUUUACAUCCACUUCUUUAUUCUGUCAGUCAAUGCCAGCAUUGUGUACAUACUGUAUAUACUGCCUUUCACAUAUUGCAUCCCCUGCUCCAGGUCUUGUUGAAAUGAGUUUAAUGCUGAACAUUAGUGUGUCCUGAAAUGGGGAACAGUAAAGACAGCAAGGUCAGACUGUGGCAGCGAAUGGCAGGGCGGCAGGACCUCAGGCCACAGAGCUGCUAUGUAGGAUCAGACAUGACAAAGAACACAGAGAGCGUCUCAUCUUCAAAGUGGCUCGAUGAAAGAUACUCCAUUUUGGAAUAUUUUCCAUCCUAUGGACAUGAAGGACUCUGUAAUGGCAAAAUAAAAGCAUGGCUCCAGGCUCUCUUUCCUGUGAAGGAAAAAGAUUGUAACAUGUGCUCAGUGAGAGGAGACCAGUCUGCAGCACUGAUAUAACUAAGGCUGGAAUAUUACUGCCAUCUUUCUCUAAAUUUGCUCCUGAAGAAGCAUUUUUGCUGGUGUCACUCAUUAAUAAACCAUACCAACAGGAUUUCAGGACUACGAAAUUGCUGAGCAAAUGAGAAGAAAAUGAUUUUCCCGCAUGUACUCUCACCAGACAGAAUGGUUGUAAGGCAUACUGAUGUGAAAUAACGGAAGAACAAACUCUGUGUGACUGCUUUCAUGAUGCAUUCAUUGAUGAGGUUUGCUAAGUUAUUGAUGAAACACGGGUUCUCAUCUUGCUUCAGGUUAUGUUGAAACCCCACAAGUGAUCUUUCCAGUUGUAUAUGUUAAUUUUGACACUGUCAUAGUCUAAAAAACCUAGUUAAUAGGAACAACAUUGUUUCCUUCAGUUAGCUGUGCGAAAUUUCAUGUUUUCUUGGCAAUUUGAGGUGGUGGACUCUUAUUCUUUUAUGCUUUCAGGCCAGCAUAUGCUCUUGUUGCGUUGAUGAAUUUAAGCAUUUAUAAAGAAAGCUGUUUUGAAGAUUGUCUCACCUACCCAAAUCAAAGAGAGUAAUUGUGCCAUGUAUCAAGAAAAUCACACCUUUUCUUGUGUACAUAACAAAUAAAUGAAUCAUCCCUGGUUAAUUUCCACACCUGAGAUACAGAUCAAAAAGAUAAAGGCUUACUUUCAUUGUAGACACCAUCACGCACCCCUACAUGGUGUCAUAAGAGCUGAGGAAGAAAAGCGUGUUGAUGGUGACACCUCUGCCUGUGACUACAUAUGAAUUGGCAGCCUGACAGUGUUGGAGAGCCGUGUAGAGGUUCCAGUGUGCGGGGUGAAGUAGUGCACUUAGCUGCGAGCCAUGCAGCACACAAGGAGGGCUGGGUGCCUUUGCUUUGUACCCUCCACAUUUACAUGGCCUGACCCAGUUCAGCAACGGCUAGCGGUGGGGGGAGGGGACAGUCUGGGGGAAGCUAAAAAUACCAACCCCUCGCAUUAGGCAGCUCUAUUGCAGAGGGAUCCCUAGAAUUGCCAUCCCUGACUUGCAUCGAGUUGUUGGCACGUAGGGGUGUACAAACUGCCAGAGGGUUUCCGUAGCGUGGAAACAAAGAUGAAGAAGAUGAGUAUAAUUCUGAGAUGGUCAUCGCGGUUUUCCUCUUCUUGUUUCUGCUCCUGCAUCACCUAGAAACUACGAAUAUUGUUGCGCAUGUGAUGCCUGCAUCAGCCUGAAAUAGCUCGGGCUGUAGAGAUACUUCCUCGGCCUGUGUGUAGAAAUUGACGUAAUUCCAUCAUGCUGAGCUGUGGAUUUUUGCCGUUGUGGUGAGGAAGGGGUUAAGUCCAGCCUCUGUCAUUCAACCAUACCAUGCCAGCUGUUGGCUUUGAGAUCCAAUCACAAUGAUUUUCCACUGUUGUGACAUGUGACCUGCUCCGCAACCCGAAACUGUCGCAGCACUGCAAAUGUUGGCACUUCCUUGGUCUUGGCGCUGUGGUGGCUGCUCGUGGGGUGAGGGGUGUGCGAGUGUGGGGUGAGGGCUCAUGGUGUUAGGCGUUGCGACAGGGAAAUGGAGAGGGCACAAAAUUGCAUGCUGUUCUCUAAACAGCACGUGUGAUCUGCCCAUGUGGUGUAUUCAUAUACGUACGUCUCAAAGAUGAGUCAUUCAGAGACCGUAUUCUCAUUUCAAAAUGUGCACAGUAAGUGGCAUUUUACCAGUUUCCUGGAAUAGAGUUUCCUUUCUCUAAGAAUUUGUGAAAUAUGAAGGCAGAGGAAAUUUGAAAACACUUAAUCGUAAAUUGAAUUUAAAGGGGAAGAUGUGUACAGUUUUGAUGAUUUUUGUGUGUUUGAUUUCAUAUCCAUAGCUAAAGAAAAAAUACAUUUACAGUCAUCAUUCUUAAGUAAAGACAUACUGUACCAUUAAAAAACAAAAUAUUUAACAAUUUGGGUAUCUGCUUUAAAGUCCCAAGACUUAACUUAAAGUCUAAUCUUCUUAUUGUAAGUUAAAGCUACAAUGAGGAGUUUUUAGCUGUUAAUGGAACAGACUUAAAAUUGUUUUGAUGCUUCUUCAUGGGCAAGCAAACAAGACCAUGGCGAACAAGACUGAUUUUGUCUGUGUAGUUUUUACAGUAGGUCUUAAAAUGCUGUCACAGGGUAGGUGUGCUAAACUGACAGCCGAUAACAUAAAGGAUUUAGGAAGAGUUUUUCUUUGUGAAAUAGAACUUACAUGUACAUACACGUAUAGAAAUAAAUAGAAAAGAGAUAACACAGCCCAUCUUGUCAAGAAGGGGCGACAAAAUCAACCCAACCCAAUAAUUCUUCACAUGAGAUUUAAAGCUACUGUGGGGAAAAUUUGACAGGGUAUGAUGCAGACCAAAGUUGACAAAGAUGCCUAUUUAGAUGAAGUAUUUGUCAGAAAAAAUCGGUUAUAUGUGCAUGGAAGGAGAUCAGCAAAAAGGUUUCACUUUUCUACAUGGGGUGCAAAAAUCAACACGAACUAAAAAUUCCUUACUGGAGCUUUAAUACGGCACCAAUACCUGUCAGUUAUCUGUUAUUUGCAAUCAGUGUUUUCUCAUAGGUUAGGAUUCCUUGAGUUCCCUCAGACAGUGGCUUCAACAAUUAAAGCCGUGUUAAAUCUAUGGUUGGUGGUGUCCAGAUUUAAGUAGGUUAUUUUGUACUUUUGAUGUUACAGAUAUUUUUUUUAUCUUUAAAUGGUGCAUGGAGGUUGCAGUAGGCCAGACUUGUUUCAUGAUUUGAUGACAGCUUUAAGAUGUCAUUUAUCAUGAUGCAAAUAUGUCUAACUUGUCUGCUAAUGGUCACAGAGAUGUGCUGGGAGAGGUAUGACUUUCCUUCAUGGAUCUGACUCUGGCUACAAACCACAAACCUUAGACAUCAUCGCAGGACUGAGUCUGUCAAUCCUGUUUAGACCUAAAGAAAAGACCCCUUUCUAGUCUAGUAAUUAUAAUUUUCAUAUAAUAGUAAUAGAUAGAUAUACAAGAUAUCAAGAACUGGCUUCAGCUGGAGCUUAUAAGUUUGUUAUAUUCACGGAUUUGAUAAGGCACAAGAAUUUAAAUCUUGCUUUUCAGUUCAACACUAACCCUAGUCAAAAUUGGAUCCCUAACCCCUGUAUGGGUGACUACAUGGGGGUUAGCGCCAUUUUGAGGGGUGUCCGAAACCCCAGUUAUCAAUUCUAGUGCCCCAUAUAGGCGACUCAAAAUUUCCCAUAACGCAUUGCAAAAUGUAGCGACCAUCCGAUGGUCACUCAACGGGGGCGGGCAUCCCGUCAUGCAUUGCGUCUUGCCAUGUAGUGUCCGAAACCUCCGGUAAUUGAGUUCACUACAUAGUCAACUAUAUAGUAAAACCCCAUAUGGGGGUUAGGGGUUAGGGAUUGAGUGAUUCAUUUGGGACACAGCCUUAGCUUCAGUCUCAGGUGCAAGGCUAACCAUUGACUGUAUGUAGACUGCACAGUGUAAUUUAUAAUUUGAUAUACCAUGAUUUUCAGCUUCAUGGAAGUAUUGUUAAGAGUUGAAAACAGACAGCAGACAUUUCUGAAUUUGAAAAAAGACAACAUUUGCCAUUUAGUGAUGCCUCCUUCUAUGACAGAGACCUUUACAGUAAGAGUAGUAUGACAGGUACAUUCUCAGCACCCCUGCUAAGAGAGAGCACCCUACUACCCCUCUCUGUAUGAGUGCAGAAAGUGUUCCCUGCAGUGAUUAAGGGCAAGUUGAACCAGGUCAAAGUGGAGGAACGUCUCUGCAGUGGCAAGAUUUGUGCUGCAAAGUACUCACUGCCAUUGAGUGUUUACAUAACAACCAUGUGUUGAUAGUGUGUUGUGUUUGUAACAUGUUUUUGUGACAUUUUUAGUCAAGAAAGUGUCAUUUUUAUUUUCAUAAAUGAAGGAAAUAGAAAAAUUUGUGUCAAAGUUGAUGCUUCAUUUUUUUAGAGAUUAAAUAUUCCAAUGAUAAAAUUUGGCACAUAUUUGUUUAGUGAAUAUUUGCUUUUAUUUUACUCUCCAAAAAUAAUGGAAUUGGAAUCACUGGUGGGAUCUAGAGCCAGAGUCUGGAUAGGUAAAACUGAAAUGGUACUCAGCCCUACUCAGUCCAAAUGUUCUGUCAGGAGAAGAUGUCCAAAAGUAUCCUCUCCUCUCUAAGGGGAUUUCAGUGAUCUCUCCCACCUCAGUAACACACCCGGCCCUGCAAUUAUGCUGUGUAAUAAAUAAUGAAUCCUGUCCCGUUUUCCAUGGCAGAUGGCUCCAAAUAGAAUCUCGACAUGUGACAGAAUAGUUUCCAAGAAUCUCAAUGGAAUAAGCUGCGAGCAUUCAUUCGUACAUUUUCUCUCCUUCUGCAUCUGCGUCCCAGUUUAAAGUUGUGACACAUUUUGACUUUUGGAUGUUUGAGUUCGGAGUAUGCAUGUUUGAAAUCCUGUUUAGUUUAAAGACAGAAAAAUGGUGUUCUCUUUAGCCUGUUUUGGUUUCUGUUAUAGCCAGAAAGAGAUUAAAUCCUCCCCCAGCUGAGAGAUAAAUGCCGCAUUUUUUCCAGGCCUGGAAUAACAUCCCUGUCUGUCUGUCUGUGUGCGCUGGUGCCUUUCUUUAUUGAUCCAUCCGACCUCCCCCAGGGCUUUCCAACAGAAACUACUGUAUAUUUCAUUAAACUGUCUCAGCCUAAAAAAAAAAAAAUCCCCUUCUAUCUAUAUUUAUCUUUCCAAAAAGUAUCCAGUUUUCCCCUUGAGGGUUGAAGAAAUUCAUCAAACCCUCCUUAAACAGAUUAACACCUCCUGCUCCUCAGCCCUUUGUAACUCUGCUGUAAAGUCGCACUAAGAUAAAUUCCCUAUCAACUUGUUCGACAUGAAUGAAUCAGCGUCAUUGUGUUGAGCUGAUUAAAGCUGAAUGGACGGCGGCCUCUCAUUAGAAUGGACUCUCCUCUCCCAUGUAGAGCACCAUGGAGCUCCCUGAUGCCACAGAUAGUCUUAAUUAGAUUAAACAGAAGGCUUUUCCUGAGGUAAUCAGUCACCGGCUCCCUGCUACACCGCACUACCCCAUUGGUUCCACUGCAGGGAGGCUACCGGUUUUCUCCUCCCUCAAUGACAGACCUACUGUAUGUUGUUUGAACACAGCAGGGGUCUAUGAUACACUCUCAUGGAUCUCGUGAUAAAAGGAGAAGGCUCAGAUGCUUUAUUCAACACCUAGUUGUACAUGGAGGGCUUCCUGCCUUUUUAGCAGUCAGAUCUGCCUCGUAGAGUUUAAACAGAUCACUCAUUGUCACUAGAGGACUAAAGAGAGUAAUCUCGACUUCAUGUUUAAUCAAUUUCUUCAAAGAUCAUCACUAACCUCUGUGUCUUUUCACUGGAGUGAGAGAUUCUUGAGUUGGUGUAGAUGAGGACAGAGAUUACUUAGCAACAUAAGCUAACAGUUUAGGUAUGUAACAUGCUACAUGAGCUGGAUUAUUUAAAGCUUGAGCUCACCGUUAAGUCAUUUGCAUUGUAUUUAAAGCAUUUGUGUAAUUUUCCAGGGUCUGUAUACACACAUAAGGUUAGAAAUUGAUCCAUAUGCAGUCGUUUGAAAGAGCCAAGUAAAACAGUUUCCUUGUUGUAUUUGAGGGACUUGAUGUAAAUGGUCUUAUUCUUUUAAAAGGGCCUUGAUCAUUUUAAGGUCACUCAGCUGAUUAUACUUGAUAAUAUCUGCAAAUACUGAAUCAUUGCCAAAAGAAGGAAAAGCAAACAGCUGUGUUAUGCUAUUGUAAAACUUGUAACUCAGGGCCUGGUUCCACCGCUUGCAUUUUUCUGUGUAAAGUGCCCUGAAAAGCACCCACAGCAUCAGCUAUCUGCACCUUGGCUCUAUGUUCCCAUGUAAGCUAAACUUUAGGUGCUUGAAAAUAGAGGCUUUGGGAAGCACCUUUCAAGGUUGAGGUUUUUUGUCUGUAUUCCCGAAGACAGCAAUAAUUAAGUUUUGGGGGAAUCCUCAUUUCCUCGACUUGUGCAUGGAAAUUGUUGUUUAUUUGUAUUCCAAGAGAACCUUUCUUAAUCUCCUCAUUAUACCGCUGCCCAUAGGCAAAUAACAUGUCACUCAAUGCUUUUUAAUUUGCGUCCCCGUGCACUAUUCAGAGAACUGUUUACAGUUGCACUUCUCUCAUGAGCAUGCUCAGUAUGCAUGUGUACAUUGUUCCUCUGUGUGGUUAGCAUGGCAGUUAAAUGACACUUUAUGGUCACCUAGUGGUUUGGCGUGCCUCUGUGGGCUUUUUCAACCAUUUCAGUAUUGCCAUGUUGUCAGAGAAAGGAUUAUAUUUUAAUACAGAGAAAAAAACUAUUUCCAAAACAUCUUUUUACCUGUGGAAGUAGCCUCAGUUAAAGAUAGUUGGACCCUUUGAACAUUGACACACCUGUUAAUCGUUCUUUAUCACCAAUUAAUCACAAUCAAGGUCAGAUGGAGCCGACAGCGUCAUUUUUCAAGGUUAAGCUUCUGUUAAUGCCAGGACAGAUUCCUUUACAACAGUCUUGCAUCUUUUUUUGUGAAUAAAAGUAGCUAUUAAGUGCACAACAUUUACUUGACGUUCCUGAGCAUGGUAAGCAAUAAGUUUGAUACACUAGCAACAUUAAGUAUGGAGUGGUACCUUUCUGAAAAUCAAGGUUGCACAGGCCCUUACAUGCCUUGUAAUUAUCCCCUCGAUUUUCAGUGUUUGUAACAGCCUCCAACUUCUUUGCUUUUUUGUACAAGUACGAUAAUUUGGUUGCUCUGUUAUUGAAAUUGAGAUGCUCUGUGAAUCCAUGUCAUUCGGUCGUUCGAUUUUCAAAAUAAAACCAAAAAUGAAAAAACAAGAAAACGAUUCAUUUUCCAAAUAUUCGUCUCUUAAAUAAAAAUGAAAAAACGGAUCACGGCUCAUUUUCCGUAUCAGACACACAGCUUUUGCCAUCCUGAAAACAGUGCUGUGUGAGCUCUGAAUAAUUCUCGAGUCCAGCCGUGAUGCCAAAGCCCGUUUCUUGUUCUCUUGAUGUCUGAGUAAGGUUCACACAAAACUUUCUGUAGACGAAAAAUUGUAAACCAGAUAAAACUGUCGGUAUGUAUCCCAUUUUCAUUUGAGCAGAAAGAAAAUGAAAAACCGGAAAAUGAGCCAUUAUCUGUUUUUUCAUUUUCGUUAAAGAGAUGAAUUUUUAGAAAACAAUUAGUUUUUCUAGUUUUUUAAUUUUUGGUUUUAUUUUGAAAAUCGAUACACAGAUUUCUGUGUUGUGUCUCAACCAUAUUUGACAGAAGAAACCUUACUUUGUAGAAAACAAAAACUUCAAAACAAAAUGAGAAUACAAUCAUUGUGUCUCCUGAACAUGCCUUUACCAGGCGUCUUUCUGGUAAUAACAGUUUCAUAACGGACAGAAAAAAAGGUAGACACGUCACCGUCAGCCACACGGUUAUAAUCACAAAAACUACAGUAAAAAUGUCCAAAAUCAGGGACAACGGUUCAGCUCAGCUGGUGGAGCAAGAGUAGGUUUGACUCUCAGCCUGUCUCUCGUCAGCUUUCCCGUCUAAUAAAAGUAUAAGGUUUGAAAAUAACUUUUAAAAAGGAUUGCUAUCAUUGUUUUACUUUGUGGUUAUUACUGCCACUGCAAUUUAAAAACUAAUUCUAAAUAAACUUGACAGUCCAUUUUCCGUUACACACCCAAAGCAAAUAAAACCAACCUGAGUGAGUCAAUUCAGACCCAUCAAAUAAAGGCAAGGAGCAGGAGGAGGAAUAGGAGGAGGAGGAGGUGUAGGCUACUGCGAGCCCUUUGCUGUACAGCAGCUGCUGUAACUUUGUAUUAAUAGUAGAUGAACAUAGCAGACAGGAAAGCUCUACCUUUUAAACUGUCUGUACAGGAAAAACCCUGAGAGCAGCUCUGAGCAGAGUGAUCUCUGAAUGCUAAUGUCCCACUCUCCUCACACACUCUGACCACAAAGCAGAGUGGCAGAGUGCACAUUACUUGACAAGUGUUUUUGUCCAGAUGACAAAAUUAUUAUUAUUUUAUUACAUCUCAAGUGCAGCUAAUCAAACAUCUCUUGGCAGGAACUGUAGGCAGUUUCGCUAAUUACCGAGCCGCUCAUCUCGGCAGCUGGAGUGGUUUUGUCCAAGGGUUUCCAUGUUUUCCUUUUGUGCAGCAGUAAAAUGUUUCGACUUAAGUGUGGUUGUUUGUGUUUUUUAACUGUAGUGUGAAAGAAACAGGAUAAACAUUGUUUUCAAAUGGGAACACUGCCCAAGGGAAACGAAUGAAAAGAUGAUAUUGCAGUGAAAAAAUGAAGUAUAGACUCGGCUUGUUCCUGAUAGAAGCAAAGUACAGAACGAUGAUUGAAAACAGUGUUAAAAAUACUAAUUUCUGCAAAAAAAUCUAUAUUUUAGUGCUCAUCAAAAAUAACUAGCUUGUGUAUGUAAUUCUGCUUGAACUUAAAAAAAAAUCAUCCCUCAGCUUCUUUCCAUCGCCACCUCACAUCCCGCUGAUAUCCUCUCUGGUGAUUCUGCAGCUGUCGCCUUUUCUCCCCCUGGUGUAUAACCUUUUAGCAAAUCUAAGAUGACAUGAUUCAGCCCUUGAUAGUGUCACUAAUUUCCCUGCUCUUCUUUUUCAGAUCUGCAUGCAUGGUGAUCUCCACAUCUGUGGGUGAUCCUCAGUCACCAUGAAAGACUAGGAACUCAGCUCUCCGAGGGAAAUGGCCUGUUUUGUAAUACCCCUGCCCUGUUACCAGGCACAUGACUUCAGCCGCCUCUGAAGGGCCCGUCAGCUGUUUUAUGGGAACUACCACUGCGUUUGCAUCCUUGAGGAUUUAAGCUUUUCCAGGAACACACUUUUUUUUUUUUCUUGUUGUUGUUUUACCCCCGCCGUUGAGCCAAAGCAGAGAGUGGGGAGGCGGCAAGACAAUGGCGAACAACUCGUACAGUGGGGUGAAGAACUCCAUGAUGGAGGCCAACCAUGAUGGAGAGUUUGGCUGCACGCUCAAAGAACUGCGCUCCCUGAUGGAACUGAGAGGAGCGGAGGCGCUUAGCAAAAUUGGGGAAUCUUAUGAGGAUACUCAAGGACUCUGCAACCGGUUAAAAACAUCACCUAUAGAGGGUAAUACUUCCUCUACACUAAGCAUGAUUAAUGGAUCAAAUACAGGAUGUUAUCUAAACUCUGCUAGUAGCCAGUGCUGCUGGAAUGCUAAUGUGCUGCAUAGUUUAGGAGGCGUGUCAUUGGCUCUGUCAUCCACAUUGUGGAUACCUUGACAUCACUUCCUUGGAAAACUCAUAUGCCAGACAGGUGGCCGGGCAGGCUGGCUCUGACCUGGGCCAGUCCUGCUCUAUUUCUAGGCCUGUGGAUACGUCCCUCUCACCCUCUCUCUCUCUCUCUCUCUCUCUCUCUCUCUCUCUCUCUCUUUUCACCUCUGUGUCUCUGUGUGUGUGCACGUCUCUGUGUGUAGGCUUCAGACAGACCAGCUGUCUGCCUGGGCACAGCACCAGGCUGCAGGCAGGUCAACGUCCCACAUGUGGCGGACUAAACAGGAGGCUGGGUAGUAAUGACUUGAACAUGUUAGGGAAGGAGUGAGUUCAUCUUUUGAAUGUCUCCUCUGUUUGUUACUCCUAAACUCAGCACACAAAGAUUAUUUCGCGAUGCUGGGAGCUCUGAGGAAAAAUGGCCAGUCACAGGCUGCAGUCGAACCCCACUUGUGCAGAGGUGGUCCAGAGGUCCCUCUUUUUGUUUUGUUUUUUUUUGCCGUUUUCUACCACUCUAUUUUCCCUCUGUCUCGGUUUGUCUCUCUAUAGACAGUCGGCCUAAUCGCCAGCAUGACCUUGACUGAACUCUUAUGGGAGGGGAUUUUCAGUUUGAUCCCAGAUUAAAACGGCACCGCACAUUCACUGCGGCAGCAACAGUCCUCUAUUCACCGUCUCAAAAGCAAGGAAACAAAUUUCCUGGGCUAUAUCAGACCAAGAGGAAUGCAAUAAAUACCAAAUGAUAGAGCAACACAAAACAUCUCAGGCUAUCAGUACCUCACUGUUUAAUUUUUGACCUUUCAUUUAUCGACUGCACAGCGUACAUGCACUCUCUCUCUCUCUCUCUCUGCUUUCACUUGUUGUUGCGGAGGCUAGAAGGCUAUUGUCUGGGGCUGAGGACAAAUUGCUGAAUAGGAAUUUGCCUGUUGAAAGAGAGCGUGAGUUGUCCAAACAUGCAUGUAGCUGUGUCAGGUGGGUGAACAUGGAGUCCUGUCAUAUUUGUAGAGUGAGUGACAUUCACUGUUUCACAAGUGCACUCGUCCUACCCACGUAACUACGAUGCACUCUGCUACAAAAGAAGCGGGAUAGUUUAAUCCUGCUUGCAUUUUUUGCACUUUUGGGACAAUAUUGAUUAAUCUGUAGGUGUGUAAAGUGGGUAAAAAGUAGAAAUAACUGUGUCCUAAAUGUGAAUUUAUCACAAACCUAUGCUUUAGCUGUAUACAGCUUGAGUUCUGCAGCCUGUUUUUAACUGAUUUCAGGUCAUAAAUCGGGUUUUAAGAACGGGAAAAGACUUAGUUGUGUCUGUGUUCCAAUUGCAAACAUAUCUUUUACACUUUAGCCAGCUGCCCAACAAAACAAAACCUGCCUUUUCCAAAAUGUUCCAAAUAUUAGCCGCAUUUAUUUGUAACUGUACCGUGCUGAUAAGCUCGAACAGAUCCUGGUUUUGUUUCCCCCCCUCGCAGCAGGUUGCUGUUCCACUUGGUCGGCGGCCACUCAGCUUUUUUCUUUUCCACUUCCACUUUCAAUCAGCUCAUUCCUCAUUGGCUUGGGAAAUUAAGCCAUCAUUUAAGAUUACAGGAGCUUGACAAUUGAAAAGGGAUUUCUAAUUAGUUGGUUGGCCAUUUCUGGAACCUCUUAAGCCAAUCCUCGGCUAAUCCCCCCACGUUUUCAAGCGCUUUUUCCUCACCCAAAGAAGUUCCACUGAACUUCUGUGUUGCAGCUGUGCUCGGAUGUACCACUCCACGUCAACUAAUUUUUCAGCUUGGAUUAGGCUAAAUAUAAUUUAUGCUGCUGGUUCUGUUCUACCACUCAAGGCUGGCUGUUUUUGAGAUCAGUUAGAUUGCAAUUCAUGGUGAUGUGAUUCAAAUUGAAUUUGCUAAUUAACACACUAAUGCUUUGAGUUGGAAAAUUAUGCACUUUCAACAAUAGGCUUUCUAAAGUGUAACAAUGAGUGCAGCCAAAGUCUUAUUCAAAUAUUACAUUUGUCUGUUUGACAAACCAUUAACCUGUCACAGUGCUGUGUUGUAGCUGAAUGAGGGUGAAGUCAGAGUGGCAAAAAUCGCAGAACAUUUCAACCCCGUAUGGAUGAUAUUUCCUCCAACACAUCAGCCCGCUGCUAUUUUUUGUGAUGUACUUCCUAAACAAACCCGUUUCCAUAGUGAUGAGGAUCCUCUUGUGUGGUGGAGAGUGGUGGUUUACUCAUACCUGAAGGUUGUACAGUUGGCUCAGUGUCUUUUUUCCGAUGCAGAACCACUUUGCAUGCAAACUUGUAUUUUUCUAUUCUCCACUAAGUCUCAGUCUCAAUCAGUCUCUGUUCAUUUGGAGUUGUCAGGCUCAGUUUAGUAACUGGAAGGAUACAUUUAAAGAGGAACUCCCCGUUUCAAACACACCAAACCAGUCCACUCAUUUUGGAAAGUUGUACUCGGCCUGUGAAAACACUAGUGCUCUGUCAUCUGUGGUUCUUGUAACUGAUGACUGGGACUCAGAGAUGACACAUAGAAACUGUAAGUCUGCAUGUCACGCUUGGAGUAAUGAGCUUGAAACCAUGAAGUUUCACAAAGAUAUCAGAUGCUGGCAGGACACGUCUUGACAUCUUAAAUUUGUUCAUAGGAUAGUCUAGUAAAAAUGAGGUAUCUCCAAAACAGAAUUACAGACUCUAGGUUAGAAUAACUAGACCCCUGACCCAAAUGCUAACACAGAAAUAAAGCCCAUAUCACAUUUGACUUUGUCAUAAAGAGGCCAAUUUUUUUUACCCCAGCAGCAAAUGACUUCUAUAUUAGUUUUUUCUUCAUCCAUUUUCUUAAUUUUCAAGCACAAUUUUUAAAAACUAUGGUAGUCUCAAAAAAGACAAACGUAUUUGGGUACAGCCACAAGAGUCUCUGUUUACCAAGCCAGUGUACAGUAGCCCUGUGUAAGUAGGGAUGUCCUGAUUGGCUAUUGAUAUCGGAUAUCGGUCCGAUAUCAGCAAAAAAAUCUACAGUUGGGUCUUGAUAAUUCAUCAAACAAUGAGCGUGGUCUGGACCUGCUCUUGUUCUUUAAAAAGCGUCUUGGGAUGACGACUGUUGUGAAUUGGCGCUAUGUAAAUAAAAUUUGAUUGAUUGAAAAAAAUGAAUAUAGGAUUAUAUCGGCUGCAUCAAAGUAGCAAGAAGUAGGAGAGAUGUGGCUGUAUUUUAAGUCUAAUUCCGAAAGAUGUUGCUGAUGAAUGCAAAACUUGUCAUGCACAAGUUUGUGCUAAUAUCAGAUCGAUAUCGGUAUUGGCCAAUACUGAAGGCUACAAUAUCGUUAUCGUAUCGGAAGUAAAAAAGGUGUAUUGGGCACAUGGGACACCCCUAUGUGUUAGACUGCUUUAUGUGAUUGUUGAACUUAAAUGUCAAUCUGAUGGGUAAAGUUACCUUAUGUUUACCAGCUACGAAGUGUUUAAAUAGAAGGCGAUUAUUUUGCACUUAUUAGAGGCUCAAAAAAGAUGCAUACUUUUUGGGGAUAACUGACACAAGACACCUUCACACACAAAAAGCGGAAAGCUGUCCCUGGCAGACUCUCUUUGGCGUGAAGGGAAGAACUGCUGCUGUGUGGGUUACUCCUGUUUUAUAGCCCUGCUCGAUGAGUCAGGACAUCUGAGCCUCUGUUCUACCAGUUGUGACCAUUCUUGUUGCUUUGAAUCUGUCUCUCAUGAGUCCUCCAGCUGUUUGUAAAAGAAAUGUUAAGUCACAGGAGGAUCGUAAUGACAAAAUUCCCAUCUUUUAGCACAUUUUCUCAGCAGUGAAUAUCGCAGCCAUGGGUCAUUGUAUUGUGCUCCGCAAAGUGUAUCCAGAUGUCGACACUCGUGUUUAAAGAUGUUCUUCUGGGCCCCGUUGUUGAUGCUUGAAGAUGCAGGGAUAAUGUUUGCUGAAAUCACACUGAAGUAUCAAUAUUUUCAGCUGGCUCUGCAAACGCAGCAGCAUUUCUUUAAUAUCCCAUGGCAUGCUCUAUUUCCUCUGCAUAAUAAGACCUAUCAAAUGGCCACUUCACAUCAAUAUUAUUGACGGUAUCCCCCUACUUUUCACAGCCAUCCCCUGUUGAUUGCUAUUUUAGUGUAGUCAAAUAUUUGGGUUGCAGCCUAUUGAUCUGAUCGGCGCGGGGCUGAGAGGCUUGCACAAUUGAACCACAUUUCACAGAGGCUGACAGGCUCUGUGGAUCCGUGAUGCCAGACACCACACCCCCUCAUUCAACAGGGAGGUUCAGGCUGCGAAAUGAUAGUUUACUCUUUUGUUAUUCAGAGGGACCGGAUAAUUUGUCUGCGUGUCUGAAUGCAGAGCGCUAAACGCUGUUGACAAGUCCUGUCUUUCAUCUUCUCAGAGGCCUAGUUCGGUUCUGUCAUUCUCAUCAUUUAAAACUGAAUUUCAUACAGUGGUGUUUUUUGUACAAACAUGUCACACAUGUGGUUUCAGCUUAGACAUGUGGCUUUUUUUUUUUUUUUGCUUUUUCUUUUUUUGGGUCAGACUGUUUGAUUGAGCAAACCCUCAGUUAGAAAUGUGAUAUAAGUCUAGAGAAAGUCCUAAUUAUUACAUGAGAAUAAAAUCCGCAUAACACUGUAUUUGGGAGGGAAAUGAGUAUGCUGCACUAUUGUUCCAUUUAAGGAACAAAGCCCUGCUCAUUAGCACACAAUCUGCUUAUGUACAAAAAGGAACCAAAACACUCUUAUCGCUUUUAAAUAGAAAAGAAUUACAUUGGAAAAUAUUUGAUAACACUUGAGCCGGUUGAAGUGUAAGAAAACACCUCAAAUGUAACAAACUAAUAUUAUUGUGUCCUCAAUCUUUUUGACACACAUUGUGUUUUUUUUCUGCUAAUUAUCUGGGCUAAUAUGAUGAAACCGACACGGAAACCACCAUUUUGGGUUGACCUUUCAGCGAUGUUAAAACUGUAGUUUCAUGUUUCUCCACUUGUGACAUUUUUACAAAGGUGGCUGAAGAUCUUCAUUAGCCUUUAAAAUCCUGAAUAUGUAAGAAUCUUAGAGCUGUCUGCGUAUUUGAGUUUAACAAGGGAUGAUCUGAAGCAAAUGAUUUCCCCGAGUGUAAAGGUGAGAAAACACUCAGUUGUUCAACUCUAUGGAUGCUUGUUAACUGCUGCACUACAAGAUGCUGUCUGUCAUCUAUGUGUGUGUCUACUUGCAGGUAGUAAAUCAUUACAGCAUUAGGACUUAAUUAGCCAUUACCAGAGCUCAGACACAUUAUUCACAGGACUCUCAGACAGCCGACAAAGUCUCUUCAGUUUCUUAUCGUCUAUUUUACCUGCACUUGUCUUUUGUUAUCAAGCAGAGAUUCGCAAGCAGCUCUUGGAGAGGCAACAGCCACCAUGUUGCCACCACAAUACAGCCAGGCUUAGUAAAAAUAAUGAAAAGGUGUCAUUUUAAGAUGUUUUUUUUAAUCAGCACUCUGCAUUUUUUAUCAUGAGAAUUAUGACUCACCCCUUCAGAACAGGCCUGUUGUAAUAAAAAUGAUAAUCAUUGUUUGGCCCAGCUGUAAAUCCUGUGGAGAUGAGGGUGACAGUGUUAAAUUGUUCAUAUUAUAUUUUUUAUGCGUGUGUGUAUAAUUCAGAAGAGGACUGAAUAUAGCAGAGAGUAAAAGUAGAGCACUCUUAAGCCUUGGAUACAGCAUGAAACGGGGGUCAGGUACGGGACACUGUACCAGCCUAUGCUUUGAUCUGUUCCUGUAAUUGUAUGCUGGGGGAAUUUGAGCUUGUUUUGGUAAAAUCAGUUAUUUUUGAUGCUCUGAAAGAGUUUUUGACAUGGCAAGUGGCACUAUUCUGCAACCAAAAUGGUUUAGUAUUAAUUUACUGUGUGAUCUAUCUUGAGCAAGGUCAGCAGUGAUGGUGCAAAAUUCAGGCCAUCUUUCUGAGAACCCAACGAUUAUCCCUCUUCUAAAGAGAUAGCAAGCCUGAUUCCUCACUUUGUUGUGUUUUUCUUUAUAUUUGCCUUUCAGAAAUUAGAUUGCGCUGACAAACUCUAGCUGGUCCUGAGCGGCAUGUUGGCUCAUCGCAGCUGUGAAAAGCCGCUGAAAGAAAAGCAGUGAUCCUAUUUCCUUCAGUUAUGACAGAGUGAGAGUGAAGUCUUACCUUGACCCCCCCAGUGGCGGCUGAAAUGACAGUGCUGUGAGGGGUCAGCUGGGGACAAGCAUCCAAAUUAAAUGGUUAAUGAUUAGCUGCUUGACUUGAGUCGGACUCUGGCUGCUAAAAGGAUGUGAGAGGCCAAGGACGGCCUAUUUUCUGUCUGUGUAUCCAGCCCAGAGACGACAUGUUGAUCGUCCUCUGUCACUUGUAUUUACUGCUCUAAUGCAAAGGGAAAACGUGGUGUAAAAUUGAAUGGGGUAUUAGCUGUCAGCAUGUUUUCAUUAGAGGCGUAGUGAAUCAAAGCAGACGGUGAGAGACAGCCAGGGAGCAGCAACAGGCAGCUAUGCAGGAUAAACCCAGUAGCCUUUUCAUGUGCGGCGCUGAUGAGUCAUCUUCAUUCUUCUCACCUCCCUUUUAGAAAAGUAUGUGUUAGCAUUGGGUUGUAAUGUCAAUUAGCAAUGUACCUAGAUUAUUUCCUUCUUUUGAUGGAGAGGAAUAAAACAUUUAAAGUGAGCAGCGAGUACGAAUGUGAAAAUCAAACCCAGAGGCUGUUAAAGCUCGUCUUUCAAGUUGAAUGUCGUCUGUGUUGUAAUUGAUGUAAUUUGAUUAUUAUGUUUGAAUUACGAAGGGAGUGGAAUUACUUCUCUAAAGCUGAGAGGAUGACUCACAAAUUAGUUUUUACUACGACUGAUAUGUUAUCAACAACUGUGUGAAAAAUUAAAGCUCUGCAUCAGACAACAAGGCCUUUCACACUGGGAUUGAUUUUCUAAUCUCUUUUUGAGAUUUCAAAUGACACCCCGAAACUAUUCAAACCCACGAAAUCACACAAGAAGAAUCCCAGCUCGCAGCCUUACUGUUUCCAUAUUUUUGUCAUAUUUUUUUAUAUUACGAUAUUUAAGAAUGUGGUCAUUAUUUUUGGAGUUUUGAACGAGUUGUGUGUACAAAUGAAAACAUCUUCAAUGCAUCCCAUACAUGUAGGAACAUCUGAAUUUGAAACUGGAAUCGAUUUAAAGCUACGGUGAGGAAUUUUUAGUUUUUAUUACCUUUGGUGCCCAUCAGUGGACAAAGCAGUCUCAAAACAGUUAAAUGAAUUACAUAUUGAGAAUCUGUGCUGCAUCAGAUGUUAAAAUAAACAAGUAAAUAAAAGGCUGUUAGGGCUGGGCGAUAAACUGAAAAUUUACCGAUACCGAAAUUUAUGACAUCAUUUUGCCCAUAUUGGCAUAAUCGGUGUCAAAAAAUAAAUAAAUAACAGUUGGUUUUGGAAGUGUGUAGGUAGGCUAUGGUCUCAUGUCCCUUUUAAGACGCUGUCCUAUGUCAGAGUCCGUAAAAAAGAGGGAAAGACAGAUGAGGAGAUGGAGGACGGUUCAAAAGUUGUGGCGGCUGAAGUAGAUAAAGUUAAUGUGGGAGGGGGUGAGCAGCUUGUGGAGUAGUUAUCGUCCAUUUAUCGUUACUGAGGUGAACUGAUCAAUAUAUUGUGAUAUUGAUUUGAGGCUAUAUCGCCCAGCCCUAGGUUGAAUCCUUUCUGCGACACCAGCUGAUUGAGGCAUUUUUUAAAAAAUGCAAUACUCUUGCUUUAACUCUGAAGAAACUACUAUUACUUUAUCGAAAUAGUCUGUAUUAGAGUUUGAGGUUUCUUUUACUUUUGUAAGUGAAACACAGAGGAGAGUUUCCACACACCUGACUGGGGGACUUCAGCAGUGUGCGGGAGUUCCCUCUGUACAAAGCUCUUGUAACUCAUAAAGAAGCACCAACAUUAAUUUCACUCAGUUUCAUAACCAUGAAAAUGCCACCUUGCUUUAACAUUUAGUGUCAGUGAGGCACGAACAACGGUUUACAACUUUACAUUUGCCUUUAUAGAAGUGUACCUAUAAACCUUAGCUGCAGGGCACUGUAAACAGCGACUGUUUGAAGAUCAUUGAUUUAGUGUGAAGACUGUAUGCGGUUUGAGCGACAGCAAGGGUUUGAAAAAUCUAAAUGAAAUCAAUCAGGGAAUAUCUGUGGACUAUAAUGAAGAUAGUUACCAAAGGUCUUUUGUAGGGGUGGGAAUCACAUUAUCUUACUAUACGAUAUGUUAAACUGUCUGUUUUCCUGUCCUCUCAAUUGAAGCAUAACAGCCUAAAAAAUGAUAAAAGCACAGGUCCACAUGGGUGUCAUGAAGUAAUGAUUCGAUAAGUUGGAUUUAGAGUGAAAUCUGCACGGGGUGCCAUAAAAAAAGGUGGUAUUUGGCACAAGUAAUACAAUAACUAUAUUGCUUUAUAUUAGUCAGUAGAACAACAUACUGCCUUGUUGUAUUUCUGGAAAUCAAGUUUGCUUUUUGCAUUUUUUCAAUGUGGCUGAGUGUCUUUGAUUAUUUAUUCUCUCCAGCAUUUUAGAUUACACAUUUAAGAACAAAUAAGUCAAAUCAGGACAGUCAGGCGGAGUAAUAAUCACUCAUAAUCUCCACAAAUUGCAGUAAAUUAUGUGUUAAAAGGACAAAUCCGCACCCAUGAUUAUACUGCCAAAAUCACUUCAAUCACAUUUGUAUCUGCUCCUUUUGUUUCGUAUUUGUUUUGUCUUGAUAAGUAGAAUCUGCAAAAUGUCUCCUGUGAUAGCUUUGUCUUUAUUACCAGAAAAGCGAGCUCAUUAAAAUGUAUUUUACUCUUAAUUUCUGCAUAUUUAUUCUGCCAACCACAAGAUAUUAAGUUCAUUUAAUUACAACUAUGAGCAGUCAGAUUCAGAGGCAGUAAUGUGAGGCAUGUUCGCUCAAUAAUCUACUGAAAGAAGAUCGAAAUGGUUUCAUUAUUCCUCUGUAAAAGAAGGUGAAGGGUUGUAUUUUCAUAUUUAGUACUGUCCUCCAUUUACUGUUGUUACUGCACAGACUCAUUAUUCAAAUCCUGAGUCUGGAUUUGCAUUGGACCUCUAGCCUGAGUGAGCGAGUGUGUGUGUGAGUUAGUGUGUGUCUGUCCUUCCCUCUGUCUGUCCACACCUUGACCCCGCUGGUCCCUUUCCCUAUUAAGACUCAGCUAUUCCGAGUGCUGCUUCCCCUUCAGCCGUCAGGAGCUCCUCUCUUUAUUAGUCUCAGCACCCUCACCCGCCCCCCAUUUGUCUGUCAGCCACACUUUCACAGUCGCUCUUCCAUGGCCCCCCCCCUUCCGCACACACAGUUCUGUUAAGUCCACACAGCCCUUCACACAGUUUCCCGGGCAUGAAUAGAGCUGGAAAACUAUCAUGCAUCAUCAAAUGUGCGAAAGCCCCUUUGAAUGUAUGACCGUGCCUUGAAUGUGUAGGCAUGUGAAUAGAGUGGGGGCUGCAGAGUGCUGUCUGCGCACAUGGGUGAAUGAAUGGGUCCUCUAGCCAUCCAGACGUGUGAUGUGUCAGAGGGAUGAGUCUACCGCAGGACAGUAACACACCUGUGAUUCUACAGCUGAUUUUACAUCAGUGUGUGGGAUUAGAUUGGGCCUGUUUUUACUUAUUCUGCCUGUGUGUAAGAGGUAAAAAUGUCCAGUGUGCUGAAAAAGUGUGUGUCAUUGUUGCCCAGCAUUGUUGCCCCCCUGUGAGAAAUGCUCAUUCCUCAUCGGUGGGGUGUAUUCAAAAGCCUGAUGACCUUUCGAUUUUCGGUGAAAAGUGCUAGUAACACGCCCAAGCAUGUAUCCUAUUAUACCCAAACUACACUGCAUACAAUUAGACUUUUCUGAUUCAUGUAUUUGUUGAUUGGUUUUCAGUUUGUAUUCAUGGCAGUGAAAUCUUUUUUUUUUUUGUGUUUGUCUCUCUCUUUCCAGGUCUAAGCGGACAGCCCACAGACAUCGAGAAGCGGAAAACAGUGUUUGGGCAGAAUUUUAUACCGCCCAAAAAACCCAAAACUUUCUUACAGUUAGUGUGGGAGGCGCUACAGGAUGUCACACUGAUUAUCCUAGAAGUGGCAGCCAUAGUUUCACUAGGCCUUUCUUUUUAUAAACCUCCAGAUGCCGAAAGAGAACGUAAGCAACAACAACUCUUUAUUGAUUUAUGCCCAUCUUUCAUCUUAUGUAAAUGUUUCUCUUUCUUGUGUCUGCUUCAUUUAUCGAGCUAAUUUAUCAUUUCAUAGUAAAAUCUGAACACGAGCCAACUCUCAAAGCGUUUAGCGCUGUAUUUAUUUGUUUAAAUUGGCACCUGAGUGGCAGGAUGAUGUGAUAAGCUGCUUGAUUCAACGGCGUACCUCGUUGUGUUAAUUUCUGCCCCUGUGCCUCUGCAGACUGUGGGAGGGCAGCUGGCGGUGUGGAGGAUGAAAAUGAGUCAGAAGCAGGGUGGAUCGAGGGCGCCGCCAUUCUUCUGUCAGUUAUCUGCGUGGUGCUGGUGACGGCGUUCAACGACUGGAGUAAAGAGAAGCAGUUUCGGGGGCUCCAGAGCCGCAUCGAGCAGGAGCAGAAAUUCACCGUCGUCCGUGGAGGACAAGUCAUCCAAAUUCCUGUGGCUGAGAUUGUGGUGGGCGACAUUGCACAAGUAAAAUAUGGUGAGAAGUGAUUUACAGCUUUGUUUUUGUUUGUGUCUCUGCUCUUUAAAAGCAAAUCUAAUGAUCCAAAUAUCAAUUUAUCACUCACUACAAAGUAAAAAACUCCCGACUCACCGAAAAAAAACUGCAUGUGGUGCAUAACUGUUCUUUCAAAUCAAAACACUUCCUUGUUUGGUGCAUUUCAGGUGACCUUUUGCCUGCCGACGGAGUCCUCAUCCAAGGCAACGAUCUCAAGAUCGACGAGAGCUCACUCACGGGAGAGUCGGACCAUGUCAAGAAAACACAAGAAAAAGAUCCUAUGCUGUUAUCAGGUAACCUAAAGGCAUCAUUUUUUUCUCUUUGCUGGUUGGUGCCAAAGACAAAGAUGAUUUGUCUUUGUCUCACUUGUGCAGACAUUUUCACAUAGCCUAUCAUAAAUGCUCUACAGUAUUUCCAGACACCUCCAAGAAGUUCAUCUUAAUAAUGAGAUACACAUAAUUUUCAAAGUCUGGCCUUAAGUGAGUCCAGCCUCAAUUAAAAAGGAAUGACCCUUUUACAAUUAUAUCAUGUAAAACCCAGUUAAUUUUUCAAACGUUUAAAAAUGGAGGUCAAUGGGGGAGCCGACCCUUCUUUCCCUUUUAAAAAUUAAUUUGAUAAUUAAAAUGAAGUGCGUCCGUUUUUUUCAACAGGAUGUUUGAUCUGCUGUCUGCAGCUUCCCAGACUUCAAACCCGGGAGUUGACCUUUGACAGACCGGGCCAGACUGUCAUCAAUGAGGCCGUUUGACAGGAUUAGCUAACAGAGUUCUCAACUAUAGGAGCAACUUAUUGGUUUUAGUUUUAAGGCUUCAAAGCCCGAACACUUAAUUUUCACCAGCUGACUUUCAGAACAUCUGAAUUAUUGAAAGUGAACCAGGCACUGACUCUGAAAGAUAGACAUUGACGAAAUAGACAAUAAUAAACUUUUGUCGUGAAACAUAAUAAUGAACAUAAAAUACCAUACUUUUCGGGCGAUAAGGCGCACCAGAUUAUUCGGCGCUCUGUGAAUAUACAUGUCUUUGUUCACACAUGAGGCGCACCGGAUUGUAAGGCGCAUUAACCGUUGAUUGGUUUAGUGGUGCUAGCGCGUACUCUGGGCCCAGGCUGCCUAACAUGAAUGCACUUUUAAUUUAGACAUUACUGUCAGGCAGUGUUGCAGACUGCUCAGGGGUCCUGUUAUGGGGCCGAUCAGGUAGUGACACAGCAUACUGUAAUGCUCCGAAUAUCCAUUGAGGGGAGUGGCUUUGUUGCUCACCAAAGUCGUACAAAUGCACUUCGGCAGAUUUUUAAGUGCAUUUCACCACAUAAAAUCAGUCAAUGAGCACAACAAGUAAUCAUACAUAAGGCGUGCUGAAUAAUAAGGCGCAUUGUCAAUUUUUGAGAAAAUUUAAGGAUUUUAAGUGUGCCCUAUAGUCCAAAAAAAAAAAAUGGUAAUAACAUGACAGUUUAUAUCAUAAGAGCAAAAUUUAAAAAGCAAAUAUUUUAAGUAAUUUCUGAGUUUAUUUUCAGGCUUUUUGACUUUAUUUUGGAGAUAAGUCAGUGGAUGAAGUAUGAGUAGGAAGUAUGAAAAUGGGCAGAGAGAUUGGGGAGUGAUAUACAGCAAAGGGGUGCAGAUGAUGCAAUAUGAUCAUAGAUUUUGAUAUUAUAUAUAGUUAUUUAACCAUCCAACACUCCCCAGCUUUAAUGCUGUUCUAGCUUCAUUAUAUCCACACACUGAGUCCACUAUAUGCUCUCAAGGCUCUGCUGGUCCUCUGUCAGUGCUGUCAGAUAGCUCUGUAACUGCUCGGUACCUCAGUAAAAGGGUGUUUGGAUCCUGGAGGAGCACAGGUGUUUCAGUUCAUCCGGCUUCCUACUCCCAAGCCUCCUAAAGAUAAAAGUGCUGCACUCCGUGUGUGUUUGUGCGUGCGUGUGUGUUCGCGUGUUAGUGAAUGUGUGUGUAUGUGUGUAUUGCUCCACCACUGCUUUCUGAUUUCCCUCAACACCGGCUGUGUCCCUUCUGUCAUCACUCUCCUGAAUGAAAGGAAAACAUCCUCUAAUUAACACAGGCAUGAGAGAAAUUUUAUACGCUUUCCACCUCUCUGUUUCUUUUAACAUCUCUUCUGUUAUUUUGUUUUCCUGCUCUUAUCCACAAGAUCUUUUUCCUGUGUCCUUAGAGGGACAGAGACCCAGAGAUAUUAAACUGUUUUAGCCUCUCAGAUUUCCAUUAAUUCACCCACAGCGACGAUUGGCUUUUGAUUAAAAGCUGCUGAUGAAAGGUUUGGAGAGUAUGUGCAUUAGUGACUGUGGUUCUUUCCCUGCUUAAUUGCAAAUGCACAAUUCCUUUGGUAUCUGUUGCAUCUAUUUAAAAAUGACAUUUGUGUGUAGCUGGAAAUGGCACUUCAACAAAAUCUGGCUCAGCAUUAAGUCUAAAUUUAGAGGACAAGAUUCAAAUCACAAAUUAAGAUAGAAAGAUGUGUUAGGCCAGAGUUAAAGCUGCUGCUAAACAAAGAGAGACAUAAUUUACUAAUCCUUCUGUAGGGUUUCUGUGAACGUUGUUUUCUUCUCGCAUUUAAUGACUCACGUUUUAUUUUCCUCCGUCUGUCCAAAGGCACUCAUGUAAUGGAAGGCUCAGGGAAAAUGGUGGUCACUGCUGUGGGUGUCAACUCUCAAACUGGAAUUAUCUUUACUUUACUCGGGAGCGCUGAGGAGGACGACGAAGACGAAGAGGAGAAGAAGAAGGAAAAGGAGGAGAAGAAGAAACAAAGAAAAAGUUAGUAUCCUCACUGCUUAUCCCCCCUCUGCUAGGAUGAUAUGUUUGUGCACACAUUGCCAUUUUUCUUCCACCAGUUUUGUACCUCACAUAAAGAUCACAUCAUUUCCCAUUAAGACUUUUUGAAUACUAAAACAACAAAAAAAGAGUUACAUGCAUGCUUUUGGGUUCAUUACCUCUGCAAGUUGAGGUCACGUUUGUCAGAGCUCAGAUUGCAGAUGCAAAGGUCCAUAGGCUAGCUUUUGCAAGCUCUGCAAACAUUAUCGUUUGAUAAUGUCUACAAAAUAAGAAAAAUGCAUGAAAAAUUUGCCCCUUGUAUAACUCCAGAACUGUCUCUCCCAAGUUGAUGUCUUCUCAUGUCUUUUAUUGUUAAAACCAAUAAUCCACAAGGGUUUAAUGUCAAAGCAGACAAAGCAAACCUUUACCUUCACUUUAAAGAAGUUGGAAAAUAGUUAAGAUUUGUGCUCAAAACUAAAAUUAAAAUGUUAUUUGGUUAUCAAAUGAAGUUGAUUAACUGGUGUGACUAACUCAUGAUUAUAGUCAUGUACAGAGCCAGACUUGAAGGUUGUAGGAUUUUAGACAGGAGACAUAACGGGAGCAUUUGACCUUAAAAUCACAGCAGAAUAUCGCCCUUGCCUCUUUUUAACUUUAUAUUCAGAAAUUACUCAUGAAUAAACAUGUCAAUAUCAUUUUAAGAUAGAGGUUAAUAUUAAGGUUACCAUGUAUUUCCUGCUGCUGAUUCCAUGUUAUAUAAUAUCCACAGAUAAGAAGCAGGAUGGAUCUGUGGAAAAUCGUAAGAAAGGUUAGUUGCUUGCCCACACACACACCCGCUCAAGUACACUUAUAGCCAUAUAUAAUUGUCUUACAGCUUAGCGCCUACAUUGGUGUAUAAGCCCUUAGCUAUAUUCAUGUCUCCCUCCUAAUAUAACAGCGCUUGAUGUAGGUUAAAGCUUCAAUUUGUGCUUAAUUGGCUGCAGUAUAAGUGUUGCCAUUGCGUGGAGCUGCAUGUCUCUGCAUGUCAGCGCAUAUGUGGCACGCGUCCGUCUUGUCCCAUCCAUUGUCCUGUCUGACCCUCCCUCCUGUCUUUCUCUCUCCUCGUUUCUCGUCCUUCCCCGGCACAUUGCGCUUUGAGCAGCAGGUGCUACUGAAUCCAGUUAUAGCGAUUAGUGGUGAGGAGAUUAAAGCCAUGCAACAAUUCUGGGGCCAGAACAUCUGCUUUCCCACCCAUCUCUCUCUCUCUCUGUGCGACUCUCCCUCCGGCCCCCUCAAUUUGAUUUUUAUCGAUGCCCCAAUCUGAACCAUACGCAGUCAAACUGUCACACUCGCUUUGGUGCAAUCUCAGACUGACAACAAUGAUAAUGAGGCUCUUUUUUUGGCAACUCGGACAGCUCGGCCCAGCCCGUAGUCCUGCCGGGGCGCUGUGAUCAGUAGUGCUUGGGUCUGUGGCCACAACCCUGGCGCUAGUCCCUGGUGCACAGAUUCCCUCUGCCUGCCAGGAAUCAACAGUAAUCCUUUAGACUGAGAUUACACAGGCCAUGUAAGUGCAGAACAAGCCACAGUCCACAGCAGCUGCAGUAGCCCAGUGCUAAUGCCCCUCCUCUUCCUGCUACAUACAUUCACACACAAUGCCACACUGCAGGUCAUGCCAUAGUAAACAGAGCUUUUAGCAUUGCCAAAUUGGACAUGGAGCUGCAGAAGCUUAAAAAAAAAAAAAAAGACACAAAUAUAAAAAGCAGUGGGUGAGAGAUGGCAAAAGAUGUGACAGUUGUCCUGCUGCAGCAGCAGAAAGCAGCAGUAGUUUCAGUGCCCGGCUGAGCUAAUGAUUUUAUCAAAGUGAGCGACACGGCAGAGAGCAGCCCCCGCUGGCCCUGCUGGCUGCCUCUCCUCCCCUCCCUCCUCUGCCAUUAGAGGCACUGCGUCUCCAAGGUUACCUGGCUAGAUGCAGGUUUGGGAUUCCCGUCAGUCCUACUCGCACGGCAGGGGGGGGUCCUGAGGGACGCUGGGGAAGAGAUGAAAGAGAUUUAUGGGAAUUUAACUGGCAACGAGUGCUGGUGGUGGAAGUAGGAGGCGAUUCCUCCGAUGCUGCAAGCUAGUUAACCUGUUCUUUAAAUCUCAAGGUGGGAGUAUGAUAAUUACACUUCCAAAUCUUGCUGCUAAUUACUGAGCCGUCAGAUCACGGCGAAUAUAAUUACAGUGACAUUUCCCAAGUUCCAUGACAGAAAGAGACAAAAAGUGUUUAAACUUUGAGUGAUGUGGCAUCUCUGUGACUCUUAAACUCUCCUCUCAUUAAAGCCGUUUCCCUCAGUUGUAGUUCGGUUUUUACUUGAUCAUCUUCUGAGGAAACUUUCUGCAACUUGAAACCGACUAAAUCAAAUAACCAGAUCACUUGGAAAUCAAAUCUAGUACAAACCUGUUGUUGAUAUUCUUGUCAAGUGAGCAAAUGAACACGGACAGAGGAAGAUUGCUUUGGAUACACGGUUUGUUUGUAGUCUGGGGAGGUUCUUUAAUUUCAAAUUUUCCAAAUUUGAUCAAAAUGACAUCUCAACUGCGUUCCUCUUGUGCCUAAAAGCAGCUCUUGUGUUUCCUCUUCGGUUGUGCUGAUUUUGCUACAUCUGGCGAACUGGCGGUGCUCUUUCCGUGAAUCCUGGAAUCACUUAGACUAUGAAGACACCGAACACAAUAUUGCUAUUGUAUGAAAAUCAAAAUGAGGUCAUUUCACUCUGAGACUUGUUUUUUUCUCGUUCCGUGCUGCAGCUAAAGCACAGGACGGAGCUGCCAUGGAAAUGCAGCCUCUCAACAGCGACGAGGGAGCCGACGCGGAGGAGAAGAAGAAAGCCAACCUGCCAAAGAAAGAGAAGUCUGUCCUCCAGGGCAAACUGACCAAACUAGCUGUUCAAAUUGGGAAAGCAGGUACUUCAAACAAUCACAUGUGAUUCUUGCAGACUGUGGAUGUGUAAACACUCUUAUUCUGUGCUCUCAUUUUGAGCCUUGUCCUCUCUCUUCCCCUUUAGGAUUGGUAAUGUCAGCUAUCACUGUCAUCAUCCUGGUGGUGCUCUUUGUAGUCGACACUUUCUGGAUCCAGAACCUGCCCUGGGUCAAGGACUGCACACCCAUUUACAUCCAGUUCUUUGUGAAAUUCUUUAUCAUCGGCGUCACAGUCUUGGUGGUCGCUGUUCCUGAAGGCCUGCCGCUCGCUGUAACGAUCUCAUUGGCCUAUUCCGUGAAGGUAAACUCUCAGAGCAAAGUGACCUUUAACCUUUGCUGACCGGCUUACUCUUUAGCCUAUUAAAAGUAGCCUGCAAGGUGUUAAAGUCAAGGAGACUUGGCUCACUGAUACCUUUAAGCUAAGCUCCUAUUCUUUGUGCUAAGGUGGUUAAGACUUCAUCCAAACAAAGAGCUGCUGAUUUAACCCCGAAGCCUUUAAAAACAUUCAAGAAGAAGAUGUACUUCUGGAUUUUGUGCUUAAUAUAGACGUGUUCAAACAUUUGAUAUAUUCUUUUCUAACAGAAAAUGAUGAAAGAUAACAACCUGGUACGACACUUGGACGCCUGUGAGACUAUGGGCAACGCUACAGCCAUCUGCUCGGACAAAACCGGCACGCUCACCAUGAACCGCAUGACCGUGGUGCAGGCCUACAUCGCUGAGAAGCACUACAAAAAAGUCCCAGAACCAGAAAACAUCCCCUCCUCCAUAUUGGACAUCCUGAUUGUGGGCAUCGCUGUCAACUGCGCCUACACCACUAAGAUCAUGGUGAGCCUGAAACCUUUCAAACUAGUGCAAAGUACCGAUGCUACUAAUAGAGAUGCACUAAUCCAAUAUUUGGAUUGCAGAUCGGCUCCGAUAUUGACAAAUUAACUGGAUCGUAAAUCUGAUGAAUGACGCUGAUCCAGUCUUUUUUCUUCUAAUUAAUAUCAUACACAGAAACGCAGCGAUUCUGUCCGCUCUAUAUCAUAUGUCUGUCUAUCCUUUAGCACUAAAUGUUUACAUGGAAGUCUUCCUUCUUUUUGCUGUGUGCUAAUGUGCAAUUUGUUAUUUGUUAAUAAUUUAUAUUAAGUAAAUUUACAUCUGUGUCAAUUUGUUACCUUUCUAUUAACAAGGCUAAUGUCUAGCCUGAGGCCUUCACUCACAGGGCCAGGUAUACAGUUCAUUUAUUUAACAGUAGUAUUGGAUCGGUAUCAGAUAUCAGCCCAGGUAUCGUAUCGGAUUGGAUCGGAAAAAAUGGAUCAGUGCAUCUCCAGCUUCUAAAUUUACAAUUGUAUAGAUCUAUGUACUAUGUGGGAUUUUUCCUUGCUUAUCUUUCUUCCUGUCUUUCCUCAGUCUCCGGAGAAAGAAGGUGGCCUGCCACGACAAGUGGGAAACAAGACCGAAUGUGCCUUGCUUGGCUUUUCCAACGACCUGAAGCGGGACUACCAGGCUAUCCGCAAUGAAAUCCCAGAGGAGAAACUCCACAAAGUCUACACCUUCAACUCAGUGCGAAAGUCUAUGAGCUCCGUGUUAAAGUUAGCCGACGGCAGCUACCGUAUGUUCAGCAAAGGGGCCUCCGAAAUUCUCCUAAAAAAGUAAGAAAACGAUUCAUCCCAGUGUUUCUUUCUCUGAAGUUUCACGCUUGUUUGUUCAAAGUGUCAUCAUCUCUGUCAGCGUAAAUGAACCUGCUCGGUCAAAGUUAUCCUGUAGACUUUUUGACUCGCUGCGGCUGGCUAGAGUUUGCAGUAAAUGAUAUGUGUAAUAGCUUAAGCAGCUAAGAAGUUCAAGUGCAUCCCACCCCAAGCCCCUUACUUUGCGACUUAGAAACAGGCGCUGAGAAAAUGAGCCGGUAACAACUCAGUAAGCCUCUUAACCAAGCAGGCUUCUUUUUAACCCACAGAGGGCUUAGUGUGGCUUCUUACUACUGCAGCUCACCAUUCAAUUGCUUUGUCCCCUUCACUCCUCUAUCCAAAAUAUUUUGAUGUUUAUAGUUUCAUAUCUGUCUCCUCUUUAUCCACUUUUUUAAACCAUAUCUCCUGAUACGGCGUCCUCCCACACCCUCUCCGUUAACCCUUCUCUCUUCAUGUGCAUGGGUACUGAUAAGUCCUUCAUUCAAUUUCCAGGUGCUAUAAGAUCCUGACCGCAAACGGUGAGACCAAAGUGUUUCGCCCGCGCGACAGAGACGACAUGGUCAAGAAAGUGAUCGAGCCCAUGGCCUCAGAGGGCCUGAGGACCAUCUGCCUUGCAUACAGAGACUUCCCCGUAUCUGAGGGGGAGCCAGACUGGGACAAUGAGAACGACAUCCUCUCUGGGCUGACCUGUGUCUGCGUGGUGGGAAUCGAGGACCCUGUGAGACCUGAGGUUAGUGGCUAAACAAAUUAGGACACACGGUAGUGAUAAAAAUAAAAAAAUUGAAAAAACCUCUCAUAGUUUCUUGCAAAAACAAGACCACUUGGGUUUUGUUUUUGCUCUUCUGGGGGAUUUUUUUUUUUUUUGGGUUGUUUUUUUUUUGUUUUCUAUUUAGUACAGGCGAGAAUUACUGAUGAUUGGAGUAACAGUAAGAUGAGAUUCCGACAUAACCUCAGAAACCUCGAUUGAAAAUGAAACAAGAGUAAGUAGAUUAUGUAAGUCAAGAACAGAGACAGGCAGACGAGGACAGAGAAAAGAACAGUGGACAGCUGUAGUUUCAUAAAAGGUGCCAAAAACCUCAGUUUUACAGGACCUUAUACUACAUUUGAUAGUUUGUGGUGACCAUUCCUUUUUCCAAAGGGAACUGCCUUUGAUUUAUAUUUCUUUUUUUUUUUCUUUUUUUUACAUUUAUUACACCAACAGAAUGACGUGUUGAUCAUUUUGGUAAAAAGACUCUUGUUCAGACAACCAAACACAAUAUUUAAGGUUGAAAUACAGAGACAAAUAUAACCCUUAAAUUAGAUGUAUAGGACUCUCCUCUAAACAAAAAGAUCAGCUGCUUCCUAAACACCAAUGCUUCCUAUUUACUUCUAUCAAGUGCAGGAGGAGGUAUUCUGUUAUGUCGCAGUAUUAUAUCCAGAAGAUAUCCAACCUCUUCAGUUUGCAAGGCAUGCUUGUUGUUGUUGUAUAGGAGUAUGAUUUUUGUUCCAUUCUGCAUUUAAAGAAAACUGUGGUAAAAAGUAAAUAAACUUAACGGAGGAGUUGGUUUGAUUGAAAAGACUCAGUCAUGGGCGGUUCAUCUGUCUCUGUACCUCAUAAUUUGUACACUUCACGAGCUCUGUGCUUUGGACAGACUCGUGAUCUUUCAUCAGCUCAGUGUUUUUAAAGGAAAGGGAAACUAGGGAAGGAUUCUGUGCCUGUACUCGUGUUUUAAUCAAGGCUACAAGUUUUGCUAGAAUCAACCGGUAAAGGGUCAGGUUAUUUAAAAGAUAGACUGUUUUGUAGUGUGUUCAAAUCUGCUCUGGAGCCACGUUGAAGUCACUUGUAACUAGGGCUUUGACCAAAUGCUUUUCUCCCAAUUCGAUUCUUGUACUAUUUUUUUGGAUUCUGAUUCGAUACAAAUUGCGAAUCUACGAUAUUGUCGAUUUUCUUGAUUUUUAGUCUGCAUUUUAACACCAAUGAAUCAGUUGAAUGAUUAUGAUUGUCUAUCUCCCCUAAAAAUACACAUCACAUGUAAGACAGUUUUUAAGAUUUAUUCUAAAUUUGAAAAAAAAACAAAUUGAUUUUUGAAAAAAAAAAAAAAAAAAUUUCAAAAUCGUAAAACAAAAAACUGCGAUACUUAUGUGAAUCGAAUUUUUCUCCCACCCCUACUUGUCACACAGAGAGAGAAGAAGCACAGCGGCUUAAAUAUUGUAAAACUGAGCACAUUCAGAGCAUCGGUCACAGAUAUAGUCAUGUCACUUCUCUCAUCUUGUCUCUGCUGUAUCCAUGGAAAUGUUGGAUUUGGGGUUUCUAGAGGGGAUUAAGCCGCAUUCAAGCACACACCCCCUUCUUUCCCGUCCUACACAUGGUCGAGCACUUCUUAAGAAACUCUCUGACAGAUGAUCUGAUUGAAUCUUUCCUCUGCACCGUCGAGCACUUAAGAGCUUUUUGAGAGUGUAUUGCAGGAGAUGCAGAAUCAGCCAUUUUUAAACACAUGGAAGAGCUCCGUUCUGGCGCAGGCAUCAAGUAUUGAACCAGCACGUGAUUUAUGAUACAUGCCUGUAGUAAAGGAGUGGCUCCACAGUGAGACAGGGGUAUGCAUGUUUGAAAUAGUUCACUUAUUUAGUUUGGUUUCCAGCCAGGAUGUGCCAGGCUGUUUGCGCGUGCUGAACAUGUUGGAUGAAAACAUCUGCUUUGGGUGUCAACGGAGUAAUUAAACUCAACCGUACUGCCUUUAUAAAUGACCACUGACCACCACAAAGAACAGGGAGAUGCUAAACUCAGCUACAAGAGUUUUUAGCCAUAAACUGAUAAAAGAGAGGAGAAAAAAUAGACGUAUUUUCCGCUCCUGCUUUCUUUUAGGUACCAGAUGCCAUCAGAAAGUGCCAGCGCGCGGGCAUCACAGUGCGAAUGGUCACCGGUGACAACAUCAACACAGCCCGAGCCAUCGCCUCCAAGUGUGGCAUCCUGCAGCCUGGAGAUGACUUCCUCUGCCUUGAAGGGAAGGAGUUUAACCGCAGGAUACGUAACGAGAAAGGAGAGGUGGGCCACAGCAGAAUUUUGUACCGCAAACCGAGAGUAAAAAAUGUCGUGUUUGGAUUCUAUCAGGUUUUAUCUCAUGUUUUUAGAUUGAACAAGAGCGCAUCGACAAGAUCUGGCCCAAACUACGAGUGCUGGCUCGCUCCUCCCCUACAGAUAAACACACACUAGUGAAAGGUCAGUUGUUUUAUUCUGGUUUAGGUUCAUGUUUUAAAAUAGUUUAUUGUUAAAGAGCAGACAAAUUCAUUUUGACCAUUUCUCCGUAGGUAUUAUUGACAGCACGGUGGUGGAGCAGAGGCAGGUAGUAGCAGUGACAGGAGAUGGUACCAAUGACGGUCCAGCCUUGAAGAAAGCUGAUGUUGGCUUUGCUAUGGUGAGAUUUCUUUCACUUCUACUAAAACAUAACAAAAUUUUAACAUUUUUAUGCCAAGACAAAAUAUUUUCCUCUAAACCGUCAUCCAUCUUCUCUUCAGGGUAUUGCUGGCACAGAUGUCGCCAAGGAGGCCUCUGACAUCAUCCUGACCGAUGACAACUUUUCCAGCAUCGUCAAAGCAGUCAUGUGGGGACGUAAUGUCUACGACAGCAUCUCGAAGUUCCUCCAGUUUCAGCUAACCGUCAACGUGGUGGCCGUCAUCGUGGCGUUCACAGGAGCGUGCAUCACACAGGUUAGCCGCAGAUUUUUGUCUCCACUCUGAUCGGGAAUGUAUUUAUUUUUCCCCUCUAGUUUGAAGGCGGUUUGAGUUGUGUGAGAAGUUUUGUUCUCUUGUUCACACUUUGACUCAGCAGCCAUGGAGUUGGUACAGCUGGCAGCAACAGACUGAGAUUACAUAAGCUUUAACUCGCAUGCGGCAAGUUUGCAGUUCUAGGUCUCUAAGUGGAGAUCCAGCUGUCAAAUUUGAGAGGGUCUGGAUUUGUUUGGGAAAAAAAGGAGCUGGUGCAUUUUUAUGUAUUUCAUCUCUAAAGAAGCUUCUUCAUACGAUUAUUUGACGUAUAUAUGGUGCACCUUAUGAUAUUGCUUUAGUAUUAUUUAAAUCUAGUCUGAACUGUGUUCAGCUGCCAGGUGCAGUGAUUUAUUUGAAGUCAUUUGUGUCAAAAUAAUGGGGAUUUCUGUCAAACAUCCACUAUAUUUCUUACCCCUGAUUUUCAUUUUAUUCUGUCUAAUAAUGUUUUACACAGUUUGCACGUGUGUGUGUGUGUGUGCAGACACCAAAUUACUCAUGCCAAACACACGCGUCUGUGCUCACUCUGACGCAGCCUGUCAAUGCCACAGGCAACAGAAUAAAUUGUUUUCAACAGGCAAUUUAAUUCAUGUCAAUCUUAAUAAUCCAUAGAAACCAUUAAUUUUCAUCAUAUUUGAGGCACCGUGUGUGAAAGUGAUGGAAAUCUCAUCGGUUGGUAAUCUUCCGCCUCCUCUCAACCUAAAUUGCCCCUCUCUCUCUCUCUCUCUCUCUCUCUCUCUCUCUCUCUCUCUCUCUCUCUCUCUCUCUCUCUCCCUCUGUCUGUCUGUCUAUUUGCUCGUUUUGCCUCCAGGACUCUCCGCUUAAAGCCGUACAGAUGUUAUGGGUCAACCUCAUCAUGGACACCUUUGCUUCACUCGCUCUGGCCACAGAGCCCCCCACAGAAGCACUGCUGCUGAGGAAGCCAUAUGGCCGCAACAAGCCACUCAUCUCCCGCACCAUGAUGAAGAACAUCCUCGGCCAGGGAGUGUACCAGCUGGUCAUCAUCUUCACUCUCCUCUUUGCUGGUAAAACUAAAUAAGACAUAUCUACUUUUCACGCUCUAGAUUCAAUGAAUCCACGUGUUUUUAGAUAACUUUGUUUGGCUGUUCUCGCAGGAGAGAAAAUGUUUGAUAUCGACAGCGGCAGGAACACACCCCUCCACGCCCCGCCGUCCGAGCAUUACACCAUCGUCUUCAAUACUUUUGUGUUGAUGCAGCUUUUCAAUGAGAUCAACGCCCGCAAGAUCCACGGGGAAAGAAAUGUCUUUGAAGGCAUCUUUAACAACCUUAUCUUCUGUAGUAUCGUCUUUGGUACCUUUAUUAUCCAGGUAAUAAACCAGCCUGAAGCCUGAACGACACAUGGUCAACCUGCAGGUGCCGAAUCCAAGAGUAACCCCUCUGAUUGAUUCUGCUCCUCUAGAUCGUCAUUGUGCAGUUUGGAGGGAAACCGUUCAGCUGCGUGGCUCUGACCAUCGACCAGUGGCUGUGGUGCACUUUCUUAGGAUUCGGCUCUCUACUAUGGGGACAGGUAGGAUGCUUCAAUACUCCAGCUUUACCUCGAGGAGGCCAGAACUCCACAUGUGGUGCAACACUGCCCCCUUCUGUCCAAAUCGGUUGAAAGGGUGUCCAGUAGUGUCUUAGUGCCCGCUGCUGCUGCUGAAAUCUAAAGGAGUUUGAAAUCUGCUGUGUUUUUUUGUUUAUUUUAACAUGACUUUAUAGAAUCAAAAUACAUGAAGUAAACAAAAAGAUCCUUUGCUGUCAAAAAACAAACUGUUGUUAGUCCGUGGGUUAAGGCAGCAGUGAGAUGAGGGUGCGAGAGUCCUCUUCAGUCUCUGCUGACAUUGCUAGAGUCCUAGUUGACAGCAUGUUUGAGGUCAUUUGAGUUCGCUCUCACUGCCUCUAUCAUCUUACAGAGCAGUGCACCUAAUAUGUGUUAUUAUCCCCUCACAUCAGGCCAGUAAGAACAAACAUUUCUCAGUCAAGACACAAACAAACAAACAAGGCGUGCUUUUGCUUUGCUAUUGUGUGAGGAAUAUCAAUGACGUUUAUUCUCUUUGUUUAUAUGGAUUAAAUCUGCACAUCCCUACCCUGGAUAUAUUUGUAUUUAUGGACUUAGUGGACCAUGUUUCUCUCAUUUUAAGAAUUUCAUUACAUAACUGUGCUUUGGAUAAAUAUAUUUUUUAACAUUUUUGGUGGUUCUUGGCAGUUUGAAGCACCGGUGCAUUGGGAGUAUUUUGGAUCGGAGUGUAUUAGAUGGACUUUGUCACUUAUUAUAUCACAGGUUUUUCCUUUGAGUGUCUGGUAGGUCUGUCACCAAGUGGAAUUUGACUAUAAUGGCCACUCUCGUUGGUUUCCCCUUGCAUUUGGCGUUUAAGAGCCUGCACCGUUCAUCCCUGUGGAGAGACACACCAUGAAACCAAAUGAUCCUGUAUCUCCCCCUGGUCAUGAAAUGUGUCAGUAGAAGUUAACAUGAUGAAAACCUCCAUAAUAAUGACAUUCAACAUCAUCUUUAUCAGCUUUAGGGAAGGGUUCGGAAAGUGUCAUUAUCCGUGAGUGUGUUACUUCACUCCGAGGGAAGAGAUUUGUGAGACAGAGCAGAUGACGUCAAAGCGGGUGUCUCAGCUGUCAGAGAGGCUUACUUUCAGGCUGAUGCCGCCAGAAACGCUUCUUGUUCUGCCAUAAUGAGAUGUCACUUCACCGCGCUGAGCGCUGUAACAUUAUCUUCAGCCGCUGCCGCUCAUGUAAAACCCUGAUGUCUUCCAGGUAAUCUCUUCGAUACCUACCAGCCGCUUAAAAUUCUUAAAAACAGCGGGCCACGGCACACAAAAAGAGGAGAUCCCAGAUGAGGAGCUGGAGGAGCUGGAGGACAUGGACGAGAUCGACCACGCCGAGCGGGAGCUUCGCCGCGGCCAGAUCCUCUGGUUCCGAGGCCUCAACCGCAUCCAGACUCAGGUAACCAUCCGCAGACCUCCACGUGUGCCACCAAACACCGCACAGCACCAAGGGAAUCAAAAGCCAUAAACCCUUUAACUCUCUAUUGCUCCUCCAGCUUAAGAUCUGUUUUGUUUUUUCUCUCGGCACUCUUUAAGAAUGGCUUGUGCCCUAAAAACAAACCCUCUAAUUUUUUUCUUUCUGCUUUUGAGCUAAAGCGGGUUUCUAUGCCUAUUUUUCUCUGACUGGGUUUGGAUUUAUUUAGACUAGUUUGAAGGUACUGAUGAGAAGCGAUUGGAUUUGGAUGGAGAGCACGCUAAAAACAAGCUGAAUGUUUAAAGGAGGAUUGGCAUGGCUAUAGCCGGGAGGGAUUCAGCAGAGAAAAGAGUGAAAGUGAGGUCAGAUUUCGGAGUCUCCUUCGAUCAGUGCCUUUAAACCAGACCACCACCCCACCUUUCCCCCUCUCUCUUUUAACUAUAAUGCCUAAAUCCAAUUUCCAAGUGACAUUUUUCCUAUGGUUAUUGGUGCCUUUUCUUUAUUUUUUUCUCUCUUUUCUCUCUCCUCUGGCUGUGUUGUGUUUUUAUUUUCUUCUGGGCCUUUUUUUUCUCCUGUCACGCUGUCUGAUUCUUUGCAGAUGGAUGUAGUGAGUGCGUUCCAGAGUGGAACUUCCUUUCAGGGGGCUCUGAGGCGGCAGGCCUCCAACUCCAGCCAACAACAGCACGAUGUAACCAAUGUUUCUAGCCCUACACAUGUAGCCUUUUCUACUACUACUACCACUACUGCCACUGCCGCCAACUCCGCUUCUGCCACUGUGGGGUGUGAGUGCGUGUUCUCCUCUAGUGCAUGAGACUUUUUCAAUUUUUUUUCUUUUUACUUCUUCUGUUCCUCUAACAUCUUCCUCCUCCACUCUUCUUCUCACCUAACGUUGACACUUUUGACUCUCUCAUGCUUCUCCUAAUACCCCCCUCCCCUUGUUCUCUUCAAAAUAAGACACCAAAAAAAAAAAAAGUACCACAUCUUCCAUAAUGCUUCGAUAACACAGCUGUAUAUAUAUGUAUGUACUCUGUAACAAGGUGUUUAUCUCUGUGUCAUCAUGUUUUCUGUUCUGCUUCUGCAUUGGUCUCAAAAACUGGGAAAAAAAAAGGGUUUGACUGUUAUCACAUUUGACAUUUAAAAAAAAAACACACAUUCAGGAUUCAGGUUUGUCCGCAGCUGCCUCAGUCUGCUCUGUGCCCUCCUGUAGCACCCAUGGGUCUGUGUCGCAGCUUCUCUAGUCCCUAAUCGGGUAAAUGUUUUGAGUAUAUGCCCAUGAUCACGGCCCAAAACACUUAAAGACAAACCAUGACGUGGAAAUGUGUGCGAGUCAGCUGACGAGUCUGGUGACUGUAAUGACUCUUUUCUUCUGCAGCUGUGGUGCAUUCUGGGAGAUUUCUGUGUAGAAGAAAGCGUGCAUUGAAAACAGGGUGGCUACGAAGAGGCUUGUUGUUGUUUUUUGGAUGCGAAUCUGUGCAUAUGUUUCAAUGUUUUGCAGCUCUUACUCCAUGAGAACGCUCAACCAAAGGGAGACGGGAGGAUCCGCAUGGUUGAGAAGGACUUUGCGGCGCUUGACAAUCAUUUUUUCUCUUUCAGAUCAGCCUGAACAGAGACCAGCUGUGCAUUUUGAAUGUUUCAAGACGAACUUUACUGAAUAAAUGAAAACAUGUGAGAGUUUCCCAGACACUUAAACUCAAGGUUGGCUGUUGUUUCUAUGCAGCAGUAAGAAUGUAAAAUUGUCUGACAUGGCAUUUGAGUAGAUACAUUUAUGGAGGUCUCUAAACCUUUUCUUCCAGGUGCCCUUGAAAUGCCCUUUUCCUUGUGUGAAUACAUGUUUGUUGGCAGAAUGUGUCCACCCAUACCCCCAAAAUAAGACCGAAUACGACUGACCCCCCACAUAUUCUUCUUUAGAUUCUGUGAAAUGUGUCAUGGGCUAUACUCAAAGGUUUACUACCAUUGAACACAAGGUAGUGCCGCGCUCUGCAUGGGUUCAAAGUCUCUGGUCUCGUUUGUGACUUUUCUCUCUUUGUGCUGUUUUCUGACAUGUUAAACCAGCUUGUAGACAUGCUUGGCUGCCGCAGCUUUUUGUUGUUUUUUACUCCACAAACAUGAGCUGUAACUGACCACCCCUCUCUGUCUGUCUCUCUCCCUGUCUCUCUGUUUUUUUUUUUUCCUCUAAUCCUCUUUCUGUCUUUCCUCCUGUCUCUUCUCUCCUACUUUCAGUCUUCUUUUCUCUCCUCUAUCUUUCCAAAGCAUGUCAAACAAGAGUAAAACUCUCGUGUCCAGCCUCUGUCCUUUUUUUCUCUCUCUCCGGAUGCGUUCUUGUCUAAAGAACAGCAUUCCCCUCGUCUCUUGAUCUUUGCAUUUUGAUCAGUCAGACACAGAGAUCUACCAAGUGUUUUGUGAAAAUACUACCACUCUUCAACUCACUAAAAAAUCAAGUGGAUAAAAAAAUUGCAUCAGGUUUGAUGUUGGUUUGUACCCUUCCCUGAUAUAUUCCUGAAUUUACUUAACAAAUAUUAUUCACACUUUUAUGACCAACCCCUGUUUAGUUAUUUAUCAAAUAAAACCAACAGCUUAAGGAUUCAGCUCUCAAUUUAGCCACUCAUUUUUACUCAAUAUAUGAGUUGCAGUCUUCCAGUUUCACAUGAUUUGAAAAGCUUGCAUUCUUCAUAGUGACCAGAAGAGGGCGACUCUAUUGGUCACAAAACUACAUUGAUUAUUUAGAGACAGAUCACAAUCUUCUAUCACAUAAGAAAAGGAAAUUUACCAAACUUUUUAGUCUUAUUCGCUAGUCUUAGUGUUUUUACUUUAAAUUUUGACCUCAUUUGGCAUCAAAAAUCUUAAGACAUUGGUUCUCAAGUCCAGUCCUCGAGGCCCACUGUCCUGCGUGCUUUGGAUGUUUUCCUGCUCCAACACACCUGAUUCAAAUGAUGAGCUCGUUAUCAAGCUCUGUAAUGGCUUACUAACGAGCUGAUCAUUUGAAUCAGGUGUGUUGGAGCAGGGAAACAUCCAAAACAUGCAGGACAGUGGGCCUCAAAGACUGGACUUAAGAACCAAUGUUUUAUGGCAAGGUUAAAUUACUGCUUGGGUACCUGGGAUCACCUACUUAAGUACUUACUUUAAGUUCUUUUGAGGAGUUUUUUUUCCACAUUCAUGCCUUUUAAUGAUAAACAAAUUAAAACAAGACUGAAAUAUUUUUAUAACCCUAUUUUUAUUAUUUGAUACUGGUGAAAGGGGAUAGGUCGAGGUCUUACAGCUCAAGAAAUAGUUGUGUUUUUACUACUUUCACAUAAAAUAUUCACAAUAAAUGAUAUGUUUGAUUAUCAAAAGUCAGCAGAAUGUGAUUGGCUGUCAUAAAUCACUACUGAAGCAUGUAGCAGACAAGAUAAGCAAUCUAUAAAUUUAGCACUCUUACUGUAAAUUGUUACCAUAAGUUAAGUGUUACCGGGGAAUUCAUAGGAAUUCAUAUCCACCUUUAGUACCAAAUACGGUAACCUCAGGUCCCCCAGUGUGGUCGGCAUCACAACAGUUGUCAACAAACGAAUAUGUGACACUGUAAAAUCAGGAUAAAUGCAGGACAGAGGAAAACUUGGACAAACAGGAAGAGAGACGGCGGUUCAUGUUGACACGACCCGAUCUGGUCUGGAAAAUAAGUGAGGACAUCUGAAAAAGUUGAUAUAACUGCACACCUGCACGUUUCUCUGAGAGUUUCCCCUCACUGAUAAAAUCCGCCCCUAAAACUCACCGAUUUUUGACCUAAUAGAACUUGUGCCCCGUUUUUGACCCCUUGAAUUAUGCAGGUGUUGAAGUGCACUCUGACUAAUUGUGACUAAAUGUCCCGCCUCUUCCUCUCCGUCCCUCCAGAUCCGGGUGGUGAAUGCAUUCCGCAGCUCCAUCUCCCUCUAUGAGGGGCUGGAGAAGCCCGAGUCGCGAACAUCCAUCCACAACUUCAUGACCCACCCUGAGUUCCGGAUAGAGGACUCCGAGCCCCAUAUCCCCCUCAUAGACGACACUGACGCCGAGGACGACGCCCCCACCAAGCGCAACUCUGCCAGCCCCCGUAACGCCACGCCCACGCCACCUUCACCGACACCCACACCCACGACCACUGCCGCCCCCACCACGCCUGUCUCCCCCUCCCCAAACCAGAACAAUAACGCUGUGGAGAGCAGCAACCACCUCCUUCCAGAGGGCCCCAAAUCAGGAAUCCCCUCGGCCCCGGGGAGCCCCCUACACAGCCUGGAAACCUCCCUCUGAUCUGACCCCUGACCUCCACACGAUGACGUCACCACCAACCUUUCUGCCCGCCACCAAGGAGCUCGACCCGGACGCAGUGAACGGACGAAGGAACACUCAGAGAGGGGAGAGAGGGAGGGGCCAGGAGGAGAACGGGGUCCUGUGUGAGCUCGGCUCGGGCUGGACUAGGAGAACAGCAAACAUUCAGAGGAAUGUACGGCUUGGUGUGGAUGAUUUGGUCUUCUUUUAUUUUUGGUUCUUUAAAAAAAAACCUGCUGCAACACGAGGACUCCGUCUCCACCCCUCCCUCCUUUUUGUUUUUCUCGGUAAACAAGGGGUGAAAAUAAACUCAGAUUGAAAGUGACCUGUUUUUAUUAUUCUAUUGUUAUUAUUAUUAUUAUUUGAAUUGAGAAGGGGAGGAUCUCCUCCUGGCUUGAAGAUCGUCUGUAAGAAAUCUGAACGAACCUUUUAGCUUCUCUUUUAUCUGAAUGGUGUUGUAUAUUUAUCUCUUUGGCCCUUUGCUCAUUCAAAACUUAUUUCUGCUCCAUUUGGCUGUUAAUAUUUUGAGUUAUUUAUGUUUUUUUUGGAAAAAGCAGGUCUGUUUACAAAGUUUGUAGAUACUUUUUUUCUGUUUGUAGGCAAAAGAGCUUCCUGAUGUAUGAUGCAGAAAACUGGGACAGAAUAAAAAAUGAAUGAGAGGAUUAUUUCAGAUACUGCUGUAUUUUCAGGAAAAAAAGGGUGUUUCUAUUGAAACUUAACUAUUUUUGCCUGCAAGUUUUAUUUGUUAUAUAUUUGUAGAUAAAUGUAGAACCUUCUAGCCAAACCGAUAAACACUAAGGCUUGUAUAGAAAAGAGGUCCAGGGUCUGGGGCAUGGCGUUUUCACAGGAGACCGGGAAGGGAGAGACGAUUCAGGCCUCUGUCCACUAACAUUGCUAUAAAUAUAUUUACUUCUUCCAUUUCUUCGAUAGUUUUCAUGUGCACAAAAACCUUCUGGAGUUCUGGAUGCUCUUUUCAUUCAUUAUGUUGUGUUCAAGGAUUUCCACAUGUUGAAAGGUUCACUCGUUUAAAGGGAGUUCAGAAAACAUCAGGGCCCAUAUUUAACAAGCAGCUCAGGAUGACACACAGAAUCAUGCUGACAGCUGGACCAGGAGGAAAAGUCUUACCUCUGAGGCGACGUGAGGUCACACUCAUGUCGCUUUUAGCACAAAAACAAGCUCUACUUUUACAUUUUUUUUUUUUUUUAAAAAUAGGGAAAUAUUUAAUUAAAAAUGGCUGGUUGAUAAUGCAAAAAUAACAUAGCUUCAAGCUGAUUUUUGCACUGGGGCUUAAAAUGUGUUUUGCCAAAGUCAGAAACACUUAAAGCUCCUGUGAGGAGAUUUUCCGUGUUUACGAAACAGACUGAAAUUAGCACUGGUGCUUCUUUAUGACCUGUAAAAGCAAACAAAACCAUCAGGGACGAGCCGAUAAUUUCUUUAUUGUUAUUUUUAAUGUCUAAAACUACUGGUGGGGGGUAGGUGUCAGUCAAGCCUCUGAACUGCACGCUACUAAAACUGCCCUUUCAUUUGCAUUUCAGCGCAAGAACUAUGUAUGAUGUUAUUUAUUUUUACUUGUUUUGAAAAUGUAACUGGCCCACAUGCAGACAAAAAUCAGCAAAGAAGUUAUAGGUACUGCUUUGUUCACAGGGGGGCGCCAAAGUCGACACAAACUUUAAAAAAAUCCCCACAGGAGCUUUAAAUAUCAAAUCUCACCACCUUUAUAACCGCACAACCUGGCCUUCUGUUGUGAGCUGUAUCAUAAUUUUGCAAUAAGAAGUUCGUAAACAGGAAACGUGAAUGUGCCUUGGCUACAAUAACAAUUUAGCUAGCGCCACCUGCAGGUAAAUACCCCUUCUCCAGCUUAAAGCCUCAUUCUUAUCAUCCUGGUAGAGUUUCUCUUUGAACGCUUGUUGAAUUCGGACCCUGGUUAUCAUUUGUAAAAUUCUGGUGCAUUUUCAUCACGUAGUUUUAUCAGAGAAACGUUAGCCCCCUGCCAAUGUACAAUAUGGACAUUUGUUUACUCAGGCAUAGACAAAGUAUUUAAUUUAAAAGGAAUCUAUAGAGGACGAACCUUUUAACGACAGAAUUUGUGUAUUUAGAUAGAAAACAUUGUCUUGGUUAAAAAGAAAAAACAAACAAGUGAAUUAUUUUCAUAUUUCAUUCAAUCUUUGAGAUCACGCCUUAGGACAACUUAAUUUAACUCCUCUGAUUUCUGAUCAGAGGGGAGACAUUUUUCUUUCACCCUGUCCGUCAGACUCCUUUCACCAUGAAUAAAUGUUGCUGCAUUUGAUUUGUUUGUAAGAUAUUUUUGACACCUGAUGUACUGGAAACGCUAAAGAAUUGGACAUGUGCAUUUUUCAAGAAUAAAGACUAGGCAUACACUGGUAUCUAUCUGCACAGGGUACUUUAUUUCAUAGCGUUCCUCUGGGGAAGACGAAUUUUGAUACAAAUCACGAUAAAGAAAAUGAACCUUUGUAUUUUUAUGACGAUACUGAUGAUACCUUUCAUCACUCUAAACCGAUUUUGGAUGAUUUGACACCAAUUACGUUCUACGGGGGAGGGUUUUUGGCCACUAAAAAUGUGUGUUGUUCUGGAAUCUUCAUCUCAGGGUGCAAACGGUGUGAAAGAGAACAAGGCCUCUUUUGAGUUUGUAUAUUUCCACUCUUAAUUCAGCAUUUGGGACGGUGCUUGUCAAACACACAGGAGGACUCGGGCAGCAGGCUGCAGAUUCUUCCUGCAGCUUUCUGGCCGUGCACAGAGAGGGUAAAGGAAGUGGAGAUGUUAAAUCACAGCGUUCUCUUGGGGGAAAAGGUUCAAUUUUCCUUGUUUUACAGAUGACACAAAGCAGCUAGGAUUGCAUACAAAGUGAGAGAUUGAAAAGACGAGAGGAAUCCACAUGAGGAGUUUGUUCUGUAGCUUCUUCCUGUAAUGGGAAUGAAUGUUUUUCCAUCUGUUUUAUGGAUUAUUAUUUUUUUAUCUUUUAACAUUUGGAAAUAAAAGUACUUCAUGUCUGUUUAUCUUGAGCAUUUUAAAUGGAUAUCGUGAUUGGAUUUACAUUUGAAACUUGUCGAGUAAUGUGUAUGGUUUUUAAAAAUAAAAAAUGUAUUUAGCCUAACUGC
Messenger RNA from Xyrichtys novacula (pearly razorfish), 47748 nucleotides. Lineage: Eukaryota; Metazoa; Chordata; Actinopteri; Labriformes; Labridae. The record is from the annotation of a GenBank genome assembly.